AUGGCGCAGGAAACCGGGGGGAUCAACCGGCUUCUACAAGACGUGCUUAAGAGACCAGGCAACGAAACGUGCGCGGACUGCGGCAAUCCAGGUACGCCCCGCCGGUCGGAGCCGAGUGCCAGGCUGUGAUGUAGCCCGGUGUCUACAGCUGCAGUUUCACAAUAAUGAGGUAGACAAAAGAUCCUUUUGAUUCUUCAUGACCCACCAGGUCUGGUUCUGAUUUGAGAUGGGGCCUAGCAGGACAUAUCUCCCUGAAAACACCCCUUUGGUUGAUAUAUAUUAAAAAAGACUAACAGACUGGAUUUAGUAGGCCUUUGUGCCCUAAACACAUUGUCAGCUUAUUGCUGAAAAGAGAGUGUGCUUCCUUUGUGUGUUAGCAGUGUGGUUUCAUUAUGGUGACUGUUAGCAGACUCCUGAAGCAUGGUUACCCAGCAUGGUCAGUUUGCUCUUAUCCUCUUCUUCUUCUUUUUAUAUUAUUAUUAUUAUUAUUAUUUUUUUUUUUUAUAAUUUCUUUUGCAGGAUUAUUCUCCUGUAAAGGGCUUCAUCCAUUUCUCCUUUUUCCUGCUCUCUUCUCUCCCCAUGCAUUCCCAUUUUAAUCCUCUUCAUCCCACUGCCCCUCCUUUCUUCUCUCUGAAAUGGCAAUAAACUAGUAAGUGGCUACAGAGGCUUCAGUACGGGAUGUACACCCAGUGAUUGGAGCCCAGUCUGCUUAGGAGGUCUAUUAAUUGGCCUCGGUUACGGCUCCUUUGAGAACUGAUUGUUGUGAGGUACAGUUUGGAGCCAGAGGAGAUCAUAUUUGAUAAGAUAGCUUUGUCUGAGCUGCAGACACUAAAAGAGAGAUGUGUUUUUGUUGAGAAAGAGGCAGGGAUACCUUUUAUAUACUGUCUACAUAUCUUUUCAUUAUGUGGCUGUGCAGAAGGGUAACUGCCUGGUACUUUUAAGUAUCUGGACUUUUUUUUGGCCUUAUUCUUAUGCCUUAUGAACAUUUGUUAUGUAUGUGUAUUUAAAGCUCAAGAGAGAUAGUUUAGAAUAGUUGCCUGCUGCAGAGCAGGGACCAGGGCAGGGGGCAGGGGAUUGGACAGGACAGGGAACGGGACAGGGCAGGGGGCUGCGUUUCAGUCUGGCACAUGCCAGAGUUUAGGGGCAAGCUCUUUGCCCAAUUUAAACAGAACUUGCCAGCCGAAAUCACAUCACAUUUGACUACAUGUAACCUUUACGCCCUUUUAUUGAUUAUCUUUAUUUUUUUCUGGUCUGCCAUCAGGAUUUUCUCUUCAGUUUUCUGACUCAUCGGUUCACCUGCAGGUUGUGCACUGGUAGCAUCCACAGUCUCAGUUUCAGGGCACUUCUCAUCAGCACUUAUCAUUGCCAGGUUACGUUAGUAGUCUUGUGUCUCGUGGUAUUAAAGCUUCCUUUGGUGGCAGUGUAGCGAUUUCAAAUUCAAAAUAAACGUAGAAAAUUAAUCAAAUUAAAUUAUGACAUUUAUGCACUCGUUGAAGGGGCACCACCCACCUUUCUGGUGGGAAAAGGACGAAACAAAGUUCAAUUGAGUAAUUAAACGUUAGAUCAGUCUUAAACAGAUUUAAAUCAGUCUCUCAUCUGAGGCCGGAAUUCUUCAUUCAGGGACUACUUUCUUAAAGACCACUAAGACGACAACUUAAAAUUAAAUGGACAAUUUAUUAACAAGCUAUAUGAUAACAAAACGUCAAUAAAUGAUGAUCAAAUAAUGAGAAAAUCAAAGCACAUCUAAUGAAUAAACGAAGGAAUGGUUUAAAUUAAACCUAAGACUGGAGGUUAAUGAUAGUGAGUGAAUAAGGGUAAAUUUAACCUACGUUAACGGAGUUACGAGGGUAAAUUAAAAAGGAAUUUGGAGAACUAAACUAUAACUUAUGAGAGUAAGCUACUGAACGGUUGACGGCAUCAUCCAGUUCUCAUCACAGCAGUUUCGAGGAUUUUGCCUACUUUGGACGUCGGUUCUCAGCGGCACUCUUGGAAUGGAUCAGCUGAAGUUCUGUGGCUACCGGACCGGAUACUGAAGGUUUGGCGGGGAGUUCUUCCGCCGUGUCUGGAUCUCAGCUUCAGGACCGUGUCAGCGCCGUUAGAUACUUCGGAUCUCUGGGCCUCUCGGAACCGGGUGGUAAAGCAGCUCGGCAGAUGAUGCUGGUCGGCGUUCAGGACUAGCUUGGUUGCAGAUUAAUUCACGCCAAUAACUUAAGAAAAUAAUUUAGCUGGCCAGUCGAUAUUAUCUUCAGGAGUCACUUUAGUGAACAAAAAUGGAUUAAAAAGACUUAGACUGAGGUUCUCUUAUGCGCGCAGCUUGUUACUGAGGCUUUAAUCGACUUGGGUAUGGUUUCAUCCCAAGUUUUAGAAGAAAAAUCUGAGCUUAAGGCACUUAAUAAAAACGCGGGGAAAAUUGCGAACUAUAGACGGAGACAAAGAAAACUACGAACAAGACUAAACAAAAGACUAGACUCAAACGAAGACAAAAGAAAACUAGAACUAAAACUGAAGAGAAAACAAAAACUGAAGAGCGAGCAAAGACUCCCGGGCUCUUUUUAAACAAUCCCGUGUGGGUGUGAACCAAGAGGAAAGUGACAGCCAAUGUUGUAGCCCGAUGCAGCACAUCGACUGGCAGCGAAUUAACUCAACUUGAUAUUAAAAGCGAGCUAGAUCUAAUUUACUCACUCACUAUGAUUAAACUGUUUGUAACAUCACAUACGAUCACAUUUCACUUCAUUGUUUCUUAUGAGCAGAUGCAUUAAAGCAUGACAUUGAAAACAGUAAACUUUGAUCAGCCGUCUUCUCGAUAAUAAGAGGAUUAACGACUUUUAAAAGUUAGAGAGGGACAGAAAACAAAUUAUCUGUUCGAACAUAAACACCAUCCAGCAUAAGAAACACAUACGUAAUAAUAUUUGACAACAUUAUAACCUUGUCAAUCAAGCUUCAUAGAUGAUUAAUAUAUAUAUUUGUGUGAGGUAGACAAACAUAGUAUGGAUACAUUCAGAAACUCUUAACUUGAGUCUAAACGAGUUUCACGUUACUACUUCUAAACUACUAGCCUAUCUUGGGAAUACCAUUUCCUAAGCUAUGAAGUGUAUAAAACAAAAGGGAAGAAAUACACAUGAUCAGAUUCCUGCCAUUUGGCUCUGAUCAAACCAUAUUCAGGCAUCACCACUAGGAGGAGCUCUUGAUCCAUGGAAAACCUGGAAUAAAUUUGUGAAGUUAACAGUUUGGCUUGUGGAUAUGUUACAAAAUUGGGAAAAAGACCAUUUCAUUAAGAAUGUGGUGUGCAGACAGAAAAUUCUGGUGAAGUGUCCAUUAAACAUGAAGUUAAACCAUUUUCAAGCAUCCUCUUCCUCCUGCUCCUUGAAAGAACGCCAUUGAGAGAAACAGUCACUCAAAGAACUUUAUGGCAGGUAUCUGGUUUUUCGGACCUGGCGCCAAAUGGUUUGUUUUCCGUUUUAGGUCAUUGGGUUAAUUCUGAAGUGUCAAUUCUGAUCUUUCCCAGCCAGGGUGAGAGACUCCGUGUUUAUGGGUCUGUGUGGUUGAUAAGCAACUUGUCCUUUUGGGAGGCGUUAAAGAUUCACUAUCACCUCCCAAAUGGUUUCCUGGGUCGUAAAUGGGAACUUGGUGUGUAAACCGUUACUCCCCCAUUGCCUGUCCAAACCAGGGGAGCCUGCAUUCCUUUGAGGGGUGGAUUCAAUGUGGAUAGCAGAAAGCAGUUGUCUCGCUACAGCAGCUAGGGCAGCAAUUGACCAAAGAAAUUCUUGGUCAACAAAAACUUGAAAUUUUUCGACCAAAAAUCGACUUACGGGUGUGGGGGGGUGUCCCCCGACUCUGCAUCGGCUCGAUAGGGCAUGGCUCGUUGGAGUGAAAAUAUACUGAUAUCAGCACAAGAAGGCAAUUAAACAUGAAAGUUGAAACGCUCAUUAUAAAAAUAAAUAUUCAGCAAACCACCGGACAAUGAUGAACGUGGACACUCUUCAAUCUUCCUGUCUCCAGCCAGUCUCCAGUGGGUUGGGCGAAUCCAAAAUGGUGAAAACAAGGGAGGUGUUAUGAGACAAGCUGUUACCUGUGAUAUAGGGGUGCUCUGAAAACACCCCCAUUAGCCUUUGGUAUAUUCCUCCUGAUAAAAUUAACCAUAGGCUGUAAAUUGAUUGAAACUCUCGCCUUCCAUGACGUCAUGGACGGCAAUAACUCCUCCCCUCCAGGUUGGUGACUCUGCCCAAGAUGUUUGUUCUGCCCCCCUAAAGAAAUUUCCACUCAGACACUAUUUUUCUCCCUCGCAAACGCUGGUUCAAAAUGGCUACUACUUAAUCUAUUUUUACCUUUUUCUUUGUCUGAAGUUUUAAAGGUCCAGUGGAUUCAUUUUGUUUUUGAUGGAAAUGUACCCACAACAACUCCUAAAAUGUUGUAUGUGUGUGCCUACCACUUCACUUCAGACUGCUUUCUCAACAAGUGCCAGUACAAAGCAGGAUUUCCUAAAACCUGAAGCUAACGCCUGGAUCGGUACCCACUGUCCACGACCCAACUAACAUGAGAACUGUAAGUUUUUCUAUUUUAUACAGUCACGAAGGAUUACAAUACUUACAAUGUUGCGCAUUCACCAAAAGAGCGCAAAGUAAAGAGAAGACAGUGGUGUAGCAUCAAGACAACCCUGUGUGUGAAACUCACACAUUCCUGAGAGGAGGUCAGAGAAGCAGGCCACUUACCUCCAGACCUCCGUUGUAAAACCCUGCCAACCAAAUACUGAUAAAACUGCAUUCCCGAGCAGAAAGAAUACAAAUGACUGAUCGUGACAUGUUAUGCAUUCAGCAAUGUACUAAUCAGUCUAAUAUUAAAUUUGUGUUAAAAUGAGAUGUGUCCCAUUUUUCUACGUGCUCCAGAGGCCAAGUUAUCACUCUGACAGAAUAAAUCCUUUAUUCUUUAGUUUCUUUAGACUAACAGCCUUUCAGACAGUUUCAUGAACUCUUAAGAGUUAAAUUUAUUAAGUGUAAAUCAUAAUUUUACUCUAAAUAACAAACAGUUUAGAAAUGUUUGGUUGAUAUUUUCAUCAUUUAUUUAGUAUUUAGUAUAUAUAUUAGGUGGUUAUAAUGUCAGUGAAUAAUCUGAAUGUGAGUAUACAGAACCCAUUUUUAAUCAUGAUAGGGUUCAUUCACAUGUAUUUACUCUUUUGUUGUUCACAGUUUCUAUGUGUCACUAGCUGUUUCAGUUCCGAGUAAUUUAGCAUGUUCAGUGUGAUACUUAAAACAUAAUCAGAGUGUUUGAUAUAAUUCUACAAUUCUUUAUAUGUGUUUAGUAUUAAAUCAUUUAUUGUGAACCAAGCAGUCAAUAACAUCAAUCAUCGCAAGCGAGUAUCAGAUCUGACUCUUUUGCUACCCAAAAGUAUAAAUUGGAUUAAAUAAUCAGGGAUCUUGAAGGUCUCCUCUCAAGGAGCUGCAGCAGGAGACAAGCGACUGCUCCUCUCUCUUCUCACACACACACCCCAGAGACACUCCCAGUUCGAAGAAGAUAAAACCAGUAAAGUUGGGGUUCUCACUUCUCCUUUUGUUUCCGCUUAGUUCCCUCUUGGCUUGUUUUUGCUUAGCUCUUACUCUUACUACUUAGUCUUACUUUUUCUACGUCCUCCUCUAAGUUUUACACCACAUGUUCAUUCACGUUGUUUGAUUUUUAAAAAUAUCAUCUUAGUUCAAGUUUUGAAACUUCAACUAUUUUUGUGCGAAUAGCAAUUCAAGAUUAAGCCUGUAACUUAUUUUUCUUUAAUUUCGCAAAGUCAAUUUUGAAAUAGUUUAGAUGGGCCAUCACGCUUCUUUUUCUUAGUUAUCUGACUUUGGUCCUCUUCUGGGCCAAACCUCUCAAACCACUGGCAGCCUGGACUUUUGGUGAACUUGCUCCAUCUUCUCCAAGGACCAGCCUCACAUAAGUAUGCAAACUUCCAGAGCUCCAAACAAGACUGAUGCUGUCUCAUGCAUUCAUGAUUCAAAUAAUCGCACAUUCAGGUUAUCCUAAAUUCAUCCAAAUCCGUGUCCAAAUUUAUCUCUAUACCAAAGUUAAUGUAUGUUAAUAUGUUAGAGCAUAUUCACUCACUAACUUUAGUAAUCCUAGCUUAACUUAGAAUCUUUUUUAUUCAUCUAUUAUUAUUUAUCUUCAUUAUCUAAUUAUCAUUAAUCGCAUGUAUCUUGUACCAUCAUAUAGCCUGUAAUAAACAGAUCAUUUAUUUCUAAGUUCUUGUCUGUUCAUGUUCUUUCAGAAGUGCAGUCCGUGAAGUGAGAAUUACGGCUUGAGAUGUGAGAUUGAUUAAUUUAAGGUUGACUAAAUGGUUGAUUUCUGAAUUACACUUUUUUUUUCUUAAUUUUUCCCACUGUCAAGGGUGGGUGGUGCCCCUUUCAAUGAGUGCAUAAAUGUCAUGAUUUAAUAUUAUUAUUUUGGGACAUUUAUUAUAAUUUCAAAUCGCUACAGCAGAGAUGUAACCAUUAGCAGGAGCUAAUGUUACCUAGCUACAUGUAAGUCACUGUGUACCAACACACGAACAAAGAAAAAAGAAAAAUAUCAAGACAUAUAAUAUUUUUAACUAGGGCUAGGCGAUAAAACGAUAACUAUAUACAUAUAUACAGUACAGGCCAAAAGUUUGGACACACCUUCUCAUUCAAUGUCUUUUCUUUAUUUUUUUAUGACUGUUUACAUUGUAGAUUAUUACUGAAGGCAUUAAAACUAUGAAUGAACACAUGUGGAAUUUUGUACUUAUAAAGAAAGUGUGAAAUAACCGAAAACAUGUUUUAUAUUCUAGUUUCUUUAAAAUAGCCACCCUUUGCUCUUGAUGACAGAAGUACCUUGUCAGGGUUACUUCAGGCACUCCUGUGAAGUAAAAACCAUUUCAGGUGACUACCUCAUGAAGCUCAUUGAGAGAACAGCUAAAGUUUGCAGCGCUAUCAAAAAAGCAAAGGGUGGCUACUUUGAGAAAUCUAAAAUAUAAAACAUGUUUUCAGUUAUUUCACACUUUUUUCUUAAGCACAUGAUUCCACGUGUUCAUUCAUAGUUUUGAGAAUCUACAAUUUAAAUAGUAAUGAAAACAGAGAAAACGCAUUGAAUGUACUGUACUGUACUGUAUAUAUAUAAAAUUAAUUGUCCUUAAUACUGAUAUAAAACAUGGUCAAUGUGCUUUUUGAUAGUUGGCAUUCUGCUAUGUUUUGGUAGACUAUACAAAAAGCCAAUGAUAAGGAGAGUUGCUCCGGGUCUGCUUCAUGCUAAACCAAUCAUGUGCUGAAUUAGAACCAAGUAGCAAACAACUGCGUAGUAGCAUACUGCAGCUACAUGUAACCAUAGCACUUUAACACAUGAAGCUGACAGCACUGUUGGUGAGAAAAUAAGGAAAUGAGUGCUACCCCUGGCAGAUGAAGGCUCAACAGAUGAUAACAUUGUCGACAACACUGGCACGAAAAUGUCGGUAUUGGUUUUUUGAGGUCAGACAUGAAGCAGAGUAAUGUGCACUGCAAAUUAUGUUGUACAUUUUCUCACAAAGUCGAGGAAUACCUCAAAUAAUUUUCAUCUCCUGAAGCAGUGCCAUGCGGCCAAGCAUGCGCAAUGCAAAAGAUUACAAACCCUGAACGGAGUAAGAAGGCCAUGGUGCCUGUGCAGCCAAAACAUUCAGUCCGCUUUCUCUCACGCAACGCCCUAUGACAAAAUGUCAAAGAGACACAAAGACCUCACAGAUGCAGUAGCCUAUUGUAUUGCAAGACAUGCUACCAAUAAGCACUGUUAAAUUUCAUUUAAGAGAAACAGAGAACAUUUAAGAUUGACAAGUGAUAUUUCUAUAUCGUGAUAUCAAUAUCGACUGACAUGUAAAAAAUGUAUUGUGAUAAACUUUUUCCCAUAUCACCCAGCCCUAUUUGUAACUAACCAUUCAGAAACGUCCUGCUGCAGCUGCAGAGUUGGAAUUUCUUUAGGAGCCUCUCCUUUUGGGUCAGACACUGGAUCAAACUGGUACAGUUGGACCACAGUGCUUCUACAAGCCACACCUAGCACUCUGUGUAAAUAUUAGCCAUAGUACCAUAGCGCAAGCCACGCCCCCCUCUUCCAGAGAGACAGGGAGGGGCGUGGUUUGUGCUGAAAGAGGCAUGGCCAGACACAGCACUCAGGCUGUGUCUCAUUUCAGAGACCGCACCGUCGAAUUGCGCAUUUGAAGCGUGCGUGAGGUCAUCACGCGGCGCGAACGGUGUCCCCUUUGGCACAAAAUUUAGAGAUUUAGAGAUUAAAGUUGUAAAUUUAGGAGAAUAAAGUCAUAAAGCUGCUUUUGUGGAGGGGGAAAUGACUGAAGCUGGUCAUCUGUAGGGUCAUCGGUGGAUGUAUCAGCGGGUCAUUCAGUUUUUGUGGUUUCUGAAGAAACAAUCCAACUGAUGAUCAACAUUUGAGAUCCAGAGGGAGUCGAGCUCCGACUAGCACCACGUCUAAACUAAAGCUCAAUGUCAUUCACGGAUAUUAACGGCUGCAUAAACGGAUAUAUCCUUAGCAUAUUCAUUUCUGCCUCCACAAAAGCAGCGAUUUCCUUCAAGUACACCUGUGUUUUUCCCCGUGGAAAAGAUGUAUUUCUCAUAUAUUCUUUUUUAAGUCCUUAUACUUAUGACAAUGUAAUGCUGAUGUGCCAAAGGAUGAAGUAUCUCCUUGUUUGUGAAACCUUUACUGAAGCACAGUUCCUUUAAAUGCUUCAUGGCCCUAAUCUUAACAACUCUCCUUUGAAAUAACAGGCUACGACUUUAUUCUCAUAAAUUAAUGACUUUAUUCUCGUAAAUUCACGACUCAAAGUAUUUAAAAAAAUUCUCAAUAUGGCACUCAUGCCCCUUCAUACAAAAUAAUCAUUGGAUUAAUUUUUUGGGAAUGAUCUGUGCUUGUAUGAAUCUAUUGUUUUGUGUCUGUGCAAGGUCGCACAAUUAAAAAAAUAAAUGCUGCGCUCUGUGGCUUUUCUUCAAGUCAGUCUUGACACAAGCCUGAGGGUGGAGACAUUUGGCGACUCAACCAGGAAGUCCUCCAAAGGGUAGUGUGUCCCAUUUCAGCGACCGCAUCAGGCUGAGAGCGCUUUAACGCACUGCCGUUAUGUGGACUGGAGUACCCUGGGUGAGAUGGUCUGUCAGGCUUGCGUCACGACUGACUUGAAGUAAAGGAGAGUUGUUAAAAUUAGGGCCAUGAAGCAUUUAAAGGAACUGUGCUUCAGUAUAGGUUUCACAAACAAGGAGAUACUUCAUCCUUUGGCACAUCAGCAUCACAUUGUCAUAAGUAUGAGGACUUUAAAAAGAAUAUAUGAGAAAUACGUCUUUUCCAUGGGGAAAAAAACAGGUGUAUUUGAAGGAAAUCGCUGCUUUUGUGGAGGCAGAAAUGAAUAUGCUGAGGAAAUAUACGUAUAUACAGCUGUAAAUAUCCGUGAAUGACAUUGAGCUUUAGAUUAUGAUAUGAAUCCAUAUUCAUAUCAUAAAGCGCACUUAAGUGCGCUUAUCCUGAUGCGGUCUCUGAAAUGAGACACAGUCACAGAAACAGCGUGUUCUCAGUAGAGCUCACUAGAGAGAGUUUUCAGGCUGGCUGAAGUCCAGGAAAAAAUGGGUUCUCAACAAACUUCAAAUUGACUGUUCUGGGCACUCUGAGACCUAUGUGAACCUGCUGAAAAGGAGUAUAACAUGGAAGCUUUAAGAUUGAUUGGCUGAGGAUUGAGAAGAGACAAUAACAAGCUAUUUAAGAUAUGGAAACAGCAUUUGAGAAUUUUCUUUUUCUUUUUCAAUAGACAACACAUCACUGCUCUUGUUGGUAUCAUCAGUCUUUUUUGGCAAAAGUGAACUCCUUUGAACUGAGGGAGCUGUGAGUUUAGAAAGUAAAGUCUCUCUCUUGAAAUUGUAGGGUUCAUUUUUGCCCUUAAAGAAAGGGUGACAUUAUUUCCAAAUGUCCAAUGAGGGACACUUUGAUUUUGACCAACCCACAAUGGGGAUGAAGGUAGCAACCCCCCCCCCCCCCCCCCCAUCAAGUGGAAAUUAACAGCAGAAUGUAAAUGUUUAUGAUAUCCAAAGACACUUUCCAAAUAAGAACAGGUCUAGACCACACUCAUUGUAUUAUGAAACUAAGACCCAACCUUAAGAUGGGACAGAUUUUACCCAUCUCAUCUAACCUGAGAACAUAACUUUGAAUUUUCAAGUGCAUUCAAGACCAUCCAACCCACCAUACUCAAAGAUAAGCUCACAGAGAUGGGAGUGGAUCCUGCCUGUGUUUCCUGGAUCACAGAUUACCUGACAGGAAGGCCACACUUUGUCAGGCUGGGGAACUGUGUUUCUGGGACAUUAAUGAGCAGUACAGGUGCUCCACAAGGGACAGUGCUAGCGCCAUUCCUGUUCACACCGUAUAUGUCAGACUUCAAAUACAGCACUGAGUCCUGCCACAUCCAGAAAUAUUCAGAUGACACCGCUAUUGUGGCAUGUAUCAGAAAUGGACAAGAAAUUGACUACAGAGAUCUGAUAAGAGCCUUCAGUGAAUGCAGUCACAAAAACUGCCUCCUCCUCAACACCUCAAAGACAAAGGAGAUGGUCAUAGACUUCUGUAGAUCCAAACCCCCUCUUCAGCCAGUGAACACCUGUGGAAUGGACAUCUAAGUGGUGACAUCAUAUAAAUACCUAGGUGUACAUCUGGAUAAUAAGUUGGACUGGUCUAAGAAUAUAGACUUCAUUUACAGAAAGGGAGUCUUUUGCCAGAGAGGACUCCGAUCAAUGGACAUCCGUAGUAAGAUGCUGCAGAUGUUUUAUCAGUCUGUGGUGGCAAGUGUUCUGUUCUACACUGCAGUCUUCUGGAGAGGAAGCAUCAAACAAAAGAUGCAAGACGUCUUAACAAACUGGUGAAAAAAGCUGGCUCUGUGGUUGGACUCAAGCUGGACUCAGUGGAGGAUGUAGUGGAGAGAUCUACACUGAGGAAGGUGGUGUCCAUUGUAAAGAACAUGGAUCACCCACUUCACAACACCUUGAUGGAACAAAGGGCCAAUGGUGGUGAACAGCUCCUCUCUCUUCGCUGCAGGACAGAACGAUUCAGAAGAUCUUUUGUACCAACAGCCAUUAGACUUUAUAACUCUUGUGUAAAUAGUAGAUAGCUUUUGGAGACAAAUUGUGUGAGACAACAGACAAUUGAAUUUCCCUUCGGGGAUAAAUAAAGUUAUUCUUAUUCUUAGAAAAUAAUAUGUCCCCCAAUCUUCUCCGGUGAACUAGGUUGUCUUCUAAAGAUUUCAAUGAGACACAUGAGUGAUCGUCAAGCCAAGCAAUGACAGGAUGUAGCUGGAAGGAUUGGUGGUAUACUUUGAAAUCUGGGAGGGCCAGCCCGCCCUGGUCUUUGGGUGGAUCGGAGAGAGUGUCUGUAAACAGCAAUUUUCAAGUCUAGCCGCAGAUGCUCAAUGGGAUUUAGGUCUGGACUUUGACUUGGGCAUUCUAACACAUGAAUAUUGUUUGAGCUAAACCAUUCCAUCAUAGCUCUGGGUCUAUUUAGGGUCAUUGUCUUGCUGUAAGGAUUGCUCUGUAUUUAGCUCCAUCCAUCCUCCCAUCAACUCUGAAGAAAAGCAUCCCCACAGCAUGAGGCUGCCACCACCAUGUUUCUCAGUGGAGAUGGUGUGUUCAGGGUGAUGAGCAGUGUUACUUUUCCGCCACAAAUAGUGCUUUGCAUUCAGGCCAAAAAAUUCAACUUUGGUCUAAUCUGACCCGAGCACCUUCUUCCACAUGUUUGCUUGGCUUGUGGCAAACUGCAAACGGGACUUUUUAUGUCUUUCUGUCAACAAGGCUUUCUUCUUGCCACCUUUCCAUUAAGGCCAGAUUUGUGGAGUACACGACUUACAGUUGUCCUGUGGACAGAUUCUCCCACCUGAGCUGUAGAUUUCUGCAGCUCCUCCAGAGUGACUAUGGGCCUCUUUGCUGCUUCUCUUACCAGUGAUUUCCUUGCUCGGUCUGUCAGUUUAGGUGGACAGCCAUGUCUUGAUAGGUUAACAGUUGUGGCAUACUUCUUCUAUUUUAUGAUGAUGGAUUGAACAGUACUCCUUGAGAUGUUCAAAGCUUUAGAUAUUUUUUUAUAACCUGAUUCUGCUUUAAAUUUCUCCACAACUUUUUCCCUGACCUGUCUGGUGAGUUCCUUGGUCUUCAUGAUGCUCUUUGUUGACUAGUGUCCUCCAACAAAGCACUGAGGCCUUCACAGAACAGUUGUAUUUAUGCUGAUACUAAAUUACACACAAGUGAACUCUAUUAAAUAAUUAGGUGACUUCUGAAGGCAAUUGAUUGCGCUGCAUUUUAGUUAGGGGUAUCAGAGUACAGGGGGCUGAAUACAAAUGCACACCAUGCUUUUUAGACUUGUAUUUGUUUACAUUUUUGAAAACCAUGUAUCAUUUUUGUUACACUUCAUAACUAUGUGCUACUUUAUGUGCUAAUCUCAAUAAAAUACUUUUAAUUUCAUGGUUGUAGUGACAAAAUGUAAAAAAGGGGUAUGAAUAAUUUUUCAAGGCACUGUAUAUGUAGGGACAUCGUCCACAAAGGUGGACAGAGUAUGAGAUGUCUGUCUGAUUCGGAAAAGGGACAUGACCAAAUUUUGCCAAAGGUGCUGCGUAAACAGUUUGAGGGAGAGAACAAACAGGCUUGGGGAGAGGCAGCCGCCCUAUCUCAUACCACUGAAAAUAGGAAAGGGUCUGGAUGUUUGUGUUGACCAUAGCCAAGGGGUUUGCAUACAGAAUUUGUACCAUCUUAAUAAAAGCUUCACCUAGUUAAAAUUUUUGCAGUACAGCCCACAAAUGCUGCCACUCAACCCUGUCAAAAGCUUUGGCCGCAUCAAGUUACAAAUUAGCACAUGGCACCUGAAGCUGUUUAGAUUCUUCUAUUAUAUGCAUUAAACGCCUAAUGUUAUCUGCAGCAAGAUGGCCCUUCAUGAACCAAGCUUGGUCAGCGUGAAUUAGUUUUAGUGCCAGCAACUUGGAGUAAAUGUUCAGAUCCGAGUUUAUCAGAGACACGGCUCUAUAGUUAGAGCAUUGCAGUUUGUCCUUGCCCUUCUUUGGAAACAAUGAGAUUAAAGCUACAUUGGUGUGUUCAUGAAAGGCACCUUUUUUUAAAGCAGUCUGGAUGGAGCUCAGAAGAACCGGUCCGAGGAGGUCCCAGAAAUGCAGGAGCACUUCAGGCGUAAUCCCAUCAGGGCCUGGAGAUUUCCCUCUUAACAAAGUUAUCGGACAGCCCAGGUCAGCUGCCUCUCCAACCCUUCCAAAAAAUUAUCACACACUUCUGGGUAAAAGCUGUCAGACGAUGUGUAUAAAUCCAUUUAGUAUCCCUGAAAGGGGUUGUUUAUCUCUGCUCGAUUCGAAACCAGGCCUGUAGUAGGGUGGUGUAUUGAAUCGAUGGACGCUUUUGAUUCACACUGUUUUAAUUUUAGGGCCAGAAGCCUGCUGGGCUCACUUCCGUUGCAAUAGUAAUUUUGCCUAGUUCUAUUAAUUCUGCUUAUUUGCGUAAUAAAUCAUUCAGCUCUUGUCUAACGACCUGCAACUCGUCACUAACUGUGUCAGAAUAGUUCUGCUCAAGAGCCCUCCCUAGGCAUGAGCAUUUCUCCUCUAACUCCUUAAUCUUAAGAUUCCUAACCUUUUUCACAUGUGAAGCGUACGACGUAGUAAAAUCAAGGCUAAAACCCUUUGUUGCCAUCCACACAAACCUAGCAUCAUCAACAGAGCCUAUAUUGUCUUGGAGGAAUCUGGACAGUUUAGUUCUAAAUUCAUAGACAAAUGCAGUGUCAUUUAAAAGAGAGGUGUUGAACCCCCCCACUGACACUGCACACUGACACUGUUCUCUGUGGGAGUUUAGAUCCUCAGCUAAAAAUUAUGAUAAAAAUCAUUUGAAACCAUAACAUUUUGAUUAAACUAGCCACAAAGUCAGAACUUAACCUAAAACAAUGACUAAAAAGAAACAAAAAAGGUUUUGAACUCUGGGCUCAUUGUAUUGUUGUCUCCUACAAAUCAACAACACAAGGUACAACACGAUACAAUAUCCAAACCUAUAAAUAAACAGUUUCAAUGCUGAAACAUGUCUGCCCAUGUUCUAAGCCCAGGGACUGCCACUGUGUUAGAGUCCUUAACCUUUGUAUUAAACUGCAGAAACCUUGCGCAGAAUCAAACUCAUGUUAAAGAGCCAUCUGUUGAGACCACAUUGGGCUUGGAAAGAAGGACAGAGAGAAAUGCAGAAAAAGAGAGUGACAAAAAGAUUUACAACAACAUCAACAACAAUGACAGCGAGAGCAGCUUAUACAGACUCCUGGUUAGAGUGCCAUCAGUAACAGUAGAAUUAUGUUGUUUUUUUACCAGCAAAUUAUUGCUAAUAGACUGGCUUUGAUUGAUGGCACGUCUAGCACCAACAUUUUCAAAAAUCAUAGACAAUAAGUCAGUAUUGGAUGAAAUAAUUUUCUUAGCCAGCUUGAAGAUCAUUGAUGUAAUAUUUUCACAAAAUUUUAGUAAGAAGUUGAUCCACGUCAUGCUAGAUAUAUAUUUUUUCUUUUAUGAGGUUUCAUGUUAUUGACUGAUGCCAAAAAUGGUAUACCUGACAGAUUCAUAUUUUGGUCUAUAAUUGCAAUAACUCACAGUUUUAGUUACCCAGAGUCAAAGGAGAGAUGGAUCCAAAAGUCCAAAUGUUUGUUUUUUAUGCAAGUAUCAAUUGUAAUAUUUGUCAUAUUUUGCGCUCUGAAAAUGAUCCAGUUUGUGUUUCUGCCUGACAAGCUUUUAUUUGAACAUCAAGAUUAUUUCUACACUGAGGGCUCUAUUUUCGUGCCUCGCCGGAGACGUAAGUAAGUCAGGUCCGCCACGCCGACAAGGCGUUCCCAAGCACAAUUUGGUAUUUUGGUGAGCAGCGCAGCCCGGCGUAAGUAUCCCCCCUCCCUAACUCAGCUCCUCCCAGCGGCAUAAGUUGUAGUGAGGGAGGAGAUAGGGCGUGGAGUGGGUUUAACACAGCCGAGACCUGUUUUCACCAAUCACAUCAGCUCCUCUCCUUGCCUUUAAAUCCGCCACAGGCGAGGCAUAUUACCAUUUUCGGGAAGUAGUCAAAGAGACCAAGAGACGUCUGAAGACAGUUCUGCCACACAAUGGCGACAGAAGGCAGCUCCUCAACAAGUGUCACUGUAAGCGCAGCAUUGGGCGUCCCCCACACUCUCUUAUAUGAGCACAGAUGGAUUUGGUGUGUGUAAUGUUGGACCCACUGGUAAGACAAACACCCUUUUCCACAAAUAAAGACACUCACAUGAAGUUGCACCGCACGUGACAAAGGUGGGUUGUGCGCACAGAUCACAACAUUAACUCCAAAAAUGGCAUUAAAAUUGGAACCAUCUGUGCGUAAAUGACACAUCGCGCUCCGUGGCCUGGCUCUUUCUUUCAUAGAUGUUGGCAUAUGAAAAUAAAUUUGCCUCACAAAACUGAAUAUUAUUAUAUCCAUAUGUCGGCUUAAAGUAGAUAACUCAUCUGAGCACUGAAACAAAUCAUCUGUUCAGCUGCUGCUGCAGCAGGAUGGAGAGAGGACACGGAGACGUGUCCAGGUCGAGCUGUGCGAGAAAUAAGAGGAAGAGGAAGAAAGAAGAGGGAGACGAAUUACAUAUCUAGCUAACUUCAUCAUGUGUGUCUAUUUACUAGAUAUUUAAUUUAAUUUAAUGCGGUUUCAGCUGUGUUGAUUCGGUCAGGUUGUGUGUCCAAACGCAUGCCAAACGCGCUCAUCAGAUCAGAUAUAGAUCAGAAUAUAUCGAUAUAGAUCUAAAUGUAUGUGCUAACUCAGAUUAUUAGUUGUUGAUGAUUAUUUAUUGCACUGAAAUUUGCCUGACACUGUGGAAACCUGGCGGUGAGGCAUCAGUGACGUAUGCCGAUACGCUGCCGGUCUACCAAAAUACUACUAGACCAGCUGCGCUCCGCCUGCGCUGAAAGCUGACCAGGUUUGAAUCGGCAAGCUUUCAGCGCACUUUACACGCCGGUGGUGAGCACGAAAAUGUCACUGCGCCCGCUGAUUCUGUCGACACCUCCCGCUGCCACGCCACCACGCCCAGCUUGGCAGAUCUCGGUUCGCCUCCGUGCGCCUCAGUCCACGAAAAUACCAAACUGGCUGUACGCCGGGCUCCGCCAGACAAAAAUACAACUGCACGGGACUCGCCACCCUCCGCCGCCUCACGGGCGUACACGAAAAUAGAGCCCUGAGUGUAAGAUCAAUCUACACUUUCACUUUUACCUCUUCAUAGUUGACACUUACUUCUCAUUAGUCUUUCACUGUCCCUGGCACACUCCAACCUCAUUAGCAUGAACAGACUCAGAGUCAGAGUUAAUGUGUGAUUCUGUGACUCAUUGUAUCUUUGCUUAACACCCAUAGAUGCUGCAUCACACUGAGAGAAAAGCCUCUCUUUUCCAUUUUAUUACUACCUGUGUAGUGAGAACUGCUUAUUUCUCUAGCAUUGAAGUUUGUAUAUUUUGUUUAGUCACAUUUUUUUAUGCUAGCAGCAGGCAGCAUGCAGACUGUUUAAGGUUAAAGUGUGUGUGACUUUUCACUUCUCCUGUUACUUUUCUCCACUUUUGUUUGUGGGUUUUCACCUCAAGUCUAUAUGCAUGCAGGUGUAUGUAUUGGGGCUGGUGUUGUAGCCUGGUAGCUUUCCUUUACAGAAGACACAUUUAGCCAGAUUUUAAUUAUGACAUUUGCUCUAUUGCACCUAUUCCCUUUUUUCAGCAUGACCAUUAACACUCUCAGAAUACACAGCCUGAACCUGCAGCUGUAGUUACUUUUCCUCUCUCCACCAGCAUUUCACCUAUUAUGACGAUUCGCCUUGCCAAGUUUUUAUUUUCCUCUCUCCACUCUUUCUUCUUUAAGCUUACCCCAACACUGUGAUUUUUUUCAGCUCUGAUUCUUUUUUGUCUCUUUCCUCCUGCAGAGCCAGACUGGGCAUCGCUGACAUUAGGUGUGUUUAUUUGCCAGGCCUGCUCGCUCCUUCACCGGAGUAUUCCCCACAUCAGCCGAGUCAAGUCUAUUCAGGAAACAUGGGAUGCCAGUGAUAUUGAGGUAGGUUGAUGACAGCAAGCAUCUAUAGAAGGAUAUACUGUACAUACAACUCCUUAUAUUCAGUCAAUGAACUAAUCUUUGUACAAUGCCAAUUCACAACUGUCGUCUGGUCAUGUCCCCUGUGUCCCCCCUAAAAAAUACGUCCGUGGUCUGAAGACACUUAACAAAAAGCUGGAUUAAACCUCUAUUAGAACUCUAUUUGCAAAGACCCAAUGUAAAUAUGUGAGCAGACUGAGCUUUGUUCUGAAAAAUCAGACCCACUCCCAUCCCACCUUCAACCAAGGAGUGAAACACUGUACAGCAUUUAUCAAGAUACAUUGGAGAGGAAAAAUUUCCUUUAACAGGCAGAAACCUUGAGCAGAACCCAACUCAUGUUAGACAGUCAUCUGCUGAGACUGAGCUGGGUUUAGAGUGGGGAGAGAGGGAGAUGGAGAACGAGAGAGAUGAAGAAAAAGAGAGAUGGGCAGAGGAGAGACUGCUGCACAUAGACAAAGAGAGGAUGGAGAAGACAGGAAAGGUGUUCAAUAUACCAGAACCCUGGCGGUUUAAACCUAUAGCUGAAAAACUCAGAGCUGUCCGGACCUGAACCAGGUCUAACUAUAAGCUUUAUUGAAGAAUGUCUUCAGUAUACUCUUAAAUGUAGAGAAAGUGUCUACCCCCCACACCAUGACUGGUAAAUGAUUUCAGAGGAGGGGGACCUGAUAACUGAAGACUCUCCCACCCAGACCACUUUUAGAGGAUUUGGGUACAAGGAGCAGACCUGCAUAUUGGGACCUUUGUGUUUUAGAAGGGUAAAUGAUGUGGUCUCUUCUCCUGGUUCUGGUCAGUACUCGGGUUGCCGCAUGUUGGACUAGCUGAAGAGUCACCAAAGACUUGUUAGGGGGUCUGAUUAAAGGGAAUUACAGUAUACCAACCAAGAGGUAAAAAAUGCAUAGACCUGUUUUUCUGGGUAACUCUGAGACAGGAUGUGUCUGUUUUUUAAUAUUACUCAGGUGAGAAAAGGCAGUUGUGGAGAUUUAUUGAAUAUGGGAGUUAGAGAACUUGGGCUUUUACCAGUGGUGCGUGAUGCCAGACUGAUGCUAUCCACUGCAGUUACAUCAUUAGAAAAUGUCUCUCUUAGGGGUUUGGGGCCCAGAACAAGAUGGGGCCCAGGUGUUUAUGUCUUUAAGACGGGCUUCAAGUGAAGGUAAUCUGUCAUUUUCUCCUGGUUUCAGUAACAGGUACAAGUGAGUGUCAAUAACUAACCUUGGUAUGCUCUGAAGAAUUUUCAUCAACUUGUACAAACUGGUAACAAUCUGACAAAUCUGAUUUAAACUAAGCUAAGGCAAUUCCUGUAAAACCUAUUUGUAGUUCAAGCCUCUGUAACAGGUUCUGAUGGUCAAUCGUGUCAAAGCAGCACUAAAAUCCAACCAAACAGAAGACCAGUGUGCACGGCCAUUAGGAGAUCAUUGGUCCCCUUGGUAGUGCAGUUUCAGAGCUAUGGUGGACUCUAAAUCCUGACUGAAAAUCCUCAAAUAAAUCUUGCUGCUGAGAAAGUCACAUAGCCGAUUAGCUAUGACUUUCUCAGGUAACUUUUAAAGGAGGGGAGGUUUUGAUACCCUUGUUUCAGAGCGGAAGUACCGUUGUUGUGUGUUGUCGCCCGUUGAUCAGCAGCUUGCUCUGUGUUAAAGUUUAGCAACUUGUGGAGGUAAAAAUUGUAAAUAUGAGUUUACAUUUGCGACUAAUCAAAAUCUUUUUUUUUUUGACUUAGUGUUGAUCAGUGCUCUGUAGCUAACCAGCUAGCUAUGUCUAGCAUCAUCUGUUCUGCUGUUAUGGGAUGCCAUAACAACUGGAUCGAGAGGAGAGAGCAGUUGAAAUAGCGUUGUUGUAAGUGUAAAGUGGAGAGACAGGACUGUUGUGGAGUGGCAUGCAACCUGCAUCCACCCUCUAAAGGCGAGGAGCACUUGAGGCUGUGGCUAAAGGCACUGAACCUGAAGCAAUCCCCCAAGGGUUCGUAUGUCUGCUCCUUCCAUUUCAUGGAUAGUAAGCCAACAGACGAGCACCCUUAUCCCAAGAAAUAGCUCGGCCAUGAUUCUCCGGAGAAGAAGUCAUGCCAGGUGUUAAAGAGUUUGUAUGAUUCAGGUAAGCAAGCAUAUUAUUGACGUUGCCUUUGUUGUUAGCAAAAAGUUACACGUAUAAAAUUCUGUGCUCUGAAUAUAUUAAACAAUCUGUAAUGAUCAAUUAACUGAUUGCAAUGAAUUUGUAAGAUUAUCAUUGCAGUUACCCACAUUUUUUUUUUUUACAUUUACAGUGUUAUAUUAGCUCAUAUUCUCUAGCUAUAGUUUUUAACCUCUACAAUACAACACCAUUACCCCAAUACAACCAUAUUACAUUACAAUACAAUACCAUUCAGGGGACUACAAGCCAGCUUCGACACAAACAGCCAAAUUCAGAGCACUAAUCAUGUAGAAAUAUAGCCAUGUUGCACAUUAAACUAAACAGGAAUAACUCAGCUACAUGCCUAGACCUUGAAGUUGCAGAGAUGUAAUAUUUUCUUUAUUGACAUAUAAUUUUCAGGCAGAUGGCUUAAAAAGAGGCGGGGGCUUAAGAGGUUGUAAUGCGUGCCUUGCAUGAUUUUAAGGGUUGCCUGGCAUUGUAAUAAUUCUCAUGAUGACUGACCCUCAAAAACAUUCAACAUUGACUUGUGCAAACACUUGGUUGAAGUUUUUAGGCUCAGUGUGAAAAUAUGUUUAUGGUUAUGCUUUUUCAACAGAUACAUCAGUGUGUGUCAGCAAUGCAGCACAGAACAACACAGAACAGUGAAGACGAGUGUGAAGACGAGGAUGACCAUAAGCUAGUACCUACACACUGUAACAAAGAAACCCAGUGGUAGUACUAAUCCAAAGUACCACUUCACCUGAAGCCCUGUCCAUAUGAUGUAGGGACACAGUACAGUGAGCCAUGUGCACUGUACAAAACUUAACUGGGGAAUGACAUCCUUUGUCAGCUUUACACAGGAUUGUCUUUGGAUGCAUUUAACUCUGUUGCUGAGCACCUCAUCAAAGUCUACAAUGACAGUUUUCAUAUAAACCCAUGGGAUCAGCUUUUGAUGACCCUGAUGAAGCUGCGUCUGAACUUAUUACAGAGUGACCUUGCUGAAAGGUUUGGUGUCUCUCAAACCAUUGUAAGCAAGAUUAUUACAAGCUGGAUUGACCUCAUGGAGGAGAACAUGCGGUGUUAUAUACCAUGGCUUCCCAGGGAGACAAUACAAGCAACAAUGCCUCAGUCCUUUUAAAUUCAUAACUGCAAUCAUAACAACUUCAAUCAUAAACAUUUACAUUCUGCUGUUAAUUUUCACUUUUGACUUUUGAAUUGAUUAAUGAUAUAUAUUCAGACAGAAGCCACAGGAAAUGUAAAAAACUGCUGUAUUAAUUGUUCAUUAAUAUGACAGUUUAUUACCCACUUGUAAACAUGAAAAUGUAUUACCUGUUUGUAAAUAUGACCAGAUGUUACCUAUCUUUUUUAUAAACAUAACACUUAGACAUGGAUUAACUUUUACACUUUGAGAAAUAAACUUUGAUUUUAAAGGAAUUUAUAUGGAUAAUAAAACUUGUUUUUAAAAAGGCAAAAGCUUGUAAGGAUUUUAUCUUUAUUUAUUUUAAUAAUGUGCUUUGAAAAGUUAGAAAUUAACUUCUUUUGGGUUUCCAAUUGUAUUAAUUUUUUUAAUUGCAUAAUUAAAUGGAUUAUGCAGUAAUGGAUUAGGCAGUAAUUCAAAAUAUACAAAAUAUUAACUUAAGAAGCAACAAUAACAUUUAACAAUUAGGCAUUUCCUCAAUAUGGAAGUAAAAUGGAACUAAUUAUUAACCUAACUUCAAUAAUACAUUUGAACAUUCAAAACCAAUGUCUGUACCAGUCCUACCUAAACUGCAUUUUCCAGGUAAUUCUUUGCAAAGCUGUGUGUAUGUUGAGGACAGCAAAAGAAGGCCUGCCUGAAACUCAUCUGACACUUGAGGGAGCAUGUGCUUAAAAUAAAAUGAUUUAAGUCUAACUACAGCUGUGUUGCUGAAUUGCUCAUUGUAGGGGACCAGUAGCAAAAAUUGCUGUGAGGGAGACCAGAUAAACAGCUUACAGGCUCUUACCAAGCUGUACUUGCGUGUAAAAACCCAGAGGACCAUUUGGCUGCAGCUGAGUUAAUCCCUCCACCAUCUUUACAUCAUACCUCUGACUCCUAACCAAGACCUCCACAGACUUGUCACUCUUGAGGAGGGGGCAUUUUAUAUCCAGCAGCUCCUCUGAGUUUACAACUCCAUCAGGGCUUGCUGACAGCCAGGGUGCAUUUGCACAUACGACUCUGCCUCUGUGGCUGACUGCAAACCCACGAGUUUCUAAUCCAGGGGUGGGCAAUUAAUUUUUACAUGGGGCCACAUGAGAAACCUUAACUGUGUUGGAGGGCUGAAUUAACAAUUACUUCAACCUUUUUCUACUCAAUAUUCAUUAUCACCCAUUGUAAAAAGCAGUAAUUUAAACCCACAGACAUGAUCUAUGUAAACGUCUCAUUACUUGCUGGAGCGUAAUCCAGCGUUGCUUACAUAUUGGAUGGGCCUCUUCCCUUCAGGCUCGCACAAGAUCAUAUUUGUGCACUCUACAAAAAUCGACUCAGUACUGAAACCAGAUCAUGUAGAUUUACAUUUCACAAGUAAGAUUGAGAAAUAAUUUAGGGUAUUUUUAAUGUGACAGUGUCCUGUAUUAUAGCUACACCUCUGCUGUUUGUAACAAACCAAACCAUGUAAAAAUCAGGCAGAAAUUCAGAGAGUUAUGAUUAAUAUGGUUCCUACCUACCAUUCCUAGCUACCUUAAAAGGGUGUGUGUGUGUGUGUGUGUGUGUGUGUGGGGGGGGGGGGGGGGGGAUCCCACGGUGCAUCGCCCAUGUGCACUGCUAUGCUGAAACAUACUGAGUCCCAGGUAGCACCACAAUUAAUAAUAUGUAAGGGAAACCCUGUACAUUUCUUAUAACAUUAUGCAUUCACAACGGCAACAUUAUGAUAAACACAGUUAACAUAAAAACUUUGAAUAACUUAUAUUUUUAAACUUUGACUAACAGAAAAGGGUUUGGGUUGACAUUUUUAUUUUAAAUAUUUUCUCCACUUACUGCCAAUCAUUUUAUUCUCUCUCCUCACUCAUUUCUCUGUCACUCACGUGUGAGUGUGUCAGGGGGUGUGCCAAGUAUUCGAGCGGGCACGAUUCAGGAAACAGUGGUCUGGAAAAGACAAACUACCUUCUGCACUUGCGUUUUGCUUUGCUUUUCUGGAGAGCUUUGAGAUAAUCAAGGGGGGCUCACACAGACAGAAAAGAAAGACCAAAUAAGCAACUACGAGUUAAAAACAAGCUCAAAAAAGCACACCCACAACUCACAAGUUUUACAAGCGACAUCUGAGAAAAACAAGCCCAAAGUCGUUUAUAAUAAGCGGACUUUGCAACUAUGAGGCUUCUACAUGUUUAAACUAGUUUCUGUUCAUGAAUGCAAGUCUAGCGCCUGGUUCACACAGGAAGCGCCGCGCGUGGAACGGAAGCGCCGCGCACAGAGUUUCGGAUCGGUGCCCGUGUUAACCUAUGAGACUGUUCACACAGCUCGCGCACGGAAGCGCCGCGCGCGGAACGGCUCGCGCUCUGGAGUGCGGCCGCUCCGCUUCUCUCUAUUUUUGCCGCGAGCCGCGCGCGCCAAUUGUAAAGCUGGACAGAGCAGAUCGGACCAGACAAGAAGUCAGAACAGCAGAUGCAAGAGAAUCCGGUCAAUUUUCAAAAUAAAAUAAAUUUCAAUAAAUUAGAAAAAAGGAUUUAUGGUGUUGUUUGUCGGUCUAUUUUUUACCGAUGAACACACACACACACACACGGAGGGAGAGCUGCAGAGAUUCAGUGAUGUUAUUGAGACAAAGGAGGGGGACUUUAUUACGAUACAGUCAAUAGCCUCGAGCUAACAAGGCUAUACAUACAACGGAGUCAACAGACUCCCCAAUUUAUUCGUUGUUUACCCCUAUAUAAUAAUUUAAAACAAUACUUGAAGAUUCUGCCAAUAUUUAAUUUAUGUAUGACGAAAUAAAAACGUAAAUAAAAAUUGAUUUACCCAUUUUUAAAGCACUCGUAAGUGUGGAAAACUGAGGGCAGACGGAAACGGCCGAGCACUGCUGGGCUCAGUCGACGUCUGACCGGUGUGUCAGAGCGGCACAAAUGCAACACACUUGAUGAUUGACGGACCUCACAAAGGGCCAGGCAGGGCCGGAUGUCUUAUCUUAAAUUUUCUUGUUUUUUAACAGAAGCAUAGGAAAUAACUCAUCCACAUAAAGUAACUUUUGUAGCUUCCCAAAUAAUACAGGGGUCUGUUAAGGGAUAUUGUUAUCCUUUACAUUUUUUUUUUUUAUCCCUAUUCGCAUUUUCAUUAUGAAUUCCUUAUCCUUAAGUAAAUUAGCGUCAAAUUUCCAGGGCUUAAUGUGACAAUUUGUCCCUUUUCCUGUUCUAAUCACUGGCAGGCAGAUUUUUCAUUCUGUAAACCAUGGUGAGUUGCAGCAUUACCAUGGAACUGCGGGAAAAGGUGCUCUCUAAAAAAGUUUUGAGGGUUGCCUCUGAUAGGGAUCUUAUUUGCUGUGCUAUUUGUGUGAUCUUAGAGGCUCCCACAAAAUUGAAGCUGCAUGCCUGCAAGACCUCCCUAAACCAGCAAUUCAGGAGCAGCCUGUAGUCUCUGCGGCUCCCUGGUUGCUUAGCAACCAGUUACCGGCAGCUGACUGGCUGGGACUCAUGGCUGCUUUCAAAAAGAUGUAUUAUCUGGUGCUUUGUGACAGCACACUACCCACUUUUUCACUAUGUAAGUACUGGUAUGCCUCAGUACAUUUAUAGAUUCUCAUCGCUGCCCCAUCAACCCCCAAUGACAGUGUAACGACCUAACCUUUCUUAAGUCAGCAUAAAUUACACAACAGGGAACUUAAACGGAAAAAAGAAAACCUCUAAGGUCAGAGAAUAAAGCAUAAUGAAAAUAAACACCAAGUCCUAUCUAAUGAUAACCAAUAAAGCUAUCAAGGUACCGUUAUAAAGUAUAAAUGUUUCCAAAUUUAAUUGCACAAAAUCAACCAAUUGCGCACCCCGCCCGUAAAGCCAAAUCAAAUGUCGGUCACAACUGAAAUAAUGAUGAAAUCACAGUCUAUAUAAAUUUGUAUGAAACCAGAAGUCCAAAACUAACAGAAAAUGAAAUCUCAUCCUUUUCAAAGCACUUUAAGUGUCCUUUUAAUCCUUUUUGAGUCCUGCUAGAAAUUCAAAUUGUCCUUAAUCCAGAAAAUAAACCAAGGAGAAAUCCACAGGGUACAAAAUACACCCCCAAAAAACAAAAGUAUGUGAUCGCUCACUAAACUGGUAUACCAGAAAAAGUAACUCCCCCCCCAAAAAUUCAAAUGAUUCAAUAUUCAAAUGACGCACUUGAACCGAGAGGUUGCUGCAAGUCUGGUCUCUCUGUAUUAUCUGUAAUUUUUGCUAGAUUUUUUUCAUAUUUUUGUUGUCAUUUUGUUGGCUGCUGAUGGAUACUUCUGCUGGGCGAAGAGUUUACUCAAGAGAAGAGCUCCUUUCACCAUGGAAAAGCAAAUCUGUACAACAACAUACAAUUCCAGAGGACAUAAGAAGGUGUUAUCGUAGUUGCUGUGCUGGUGCAAAGGUGAAGGCAAAGCUGAAUGCUAGGAGGUGGCGAUAUAAACCCUUUCUCCCAUCAAUCAUCAUGGAAAACGUCAACUCUCUGCCCAACAAAAGCGAUGAGCCGGAGAUAUUGGUGACGACUGAGAAAGCAUACCGUGAGUGCAGUUUCCUGUGUUUUACUGAAACCUGGUUGAAUCAAAACAACUCUGACUCCAGUGUGGAUCUACCUGGCUCUUAUAAGGUCAGACAGGGAUGCUCAAGCCAGUGGCAAGAAGAAUGGAAGAGGUCUGGCUUUAUUUUUCAACCAGGGAUGGCUUAACCCUUCACACAUAAUUGUCAAGGAGAAGUUGGGUUGUCUUGAUAUUGAACUGUUGGCAGUUUCUCUUCAGCCAUAUUAUGCUCCAAGAGAAUUUAGUCAUAUCAUAACAACAGUUGUUUACAUUCCACCCAAAUCAACUGGAGAAUGUUGCAAUGUUUUGCAAAAUAGUGUUGCCAGGCUACAGACUCAACAUCCUGAAGCACUAAUAAUAAUAUCGGGCUUCAACCAUGUCACCCUCUCCUCUCACCUGACUGGAUUCACACAGUUUGUGAACUGUCCUCCCAGAGAAAAAACAAGACCCUGGAUCUGCUGUAUGCCAACAUCAAAGAAGCCUACAGAGCCAAUGCCUUACCACCACUGGGCAAGUCAGAUCAUGACUUGGUCUAUCUGAAAAUCUGUUACAGACCUUGUGUACUGAGGCAGCCUGUGACCAAAGUCAAAAUAACAAGAUGGACACCUCAAGCCAGUGAAGCUCUAAGGGACUGUUUUAAAUCAACAGACUGGAAUGUGCUGCUGGAAACAGAUGUGGCUAGUAUGAACAUAGACAAACAGGUUAACUGCUUUACUGAUUAUGUCAAAUUCUGUAGAGACACAGUUGUACCCACAAAGACUGUUCGCUGUUUCCCCAACAACAAACCCUGGAUCACAAGAGACAUAAAAGCAAUCCUUAACUAGAAAAAGAAAGCAUUUAAAGAUGGUGAAAAAGAAUGACUAAAACAAGUGUAACAAGAGUUGAAGAGAAGACUGAAGACAGCAAAGCUGGAGUACAAAAAGAAGAUAGAGAAUAAUCCACAACACAGCAACAUCCGUGAAGUGUGGAGAGGAAUCAGCACCAUCUCUGGACACAGCAGUCAAAAGAAAAGACAGCCAGUGGUGGGUGAUGUGAAAAGAGCUGAUGAACUCAACCUGUUCUUCAACAGAUUUGACACUGCUGUCACACCCACUUCCACUGCUACUCCACCUUCCUCUCCGCAACAAAUCUCCACUACAACUUCUCCCAUUCCUCCUCCAUCUCGUUCAGAUGUCUCAACCACUUUAACUGCCUCCCUCCUAGAACACCAGUCCUUGUCUGUCACCGAAACAGGGUUGAGGAAGGAGCUUCGAAGACUUUGUCCUUGGAAGGCAGCUGGUCCAGAUGGUGUGUGUCCAAGGCUGCUUAGAGACUGUGCUGCAGAACUGUGUCAACCUCUCCACAAGAUCUUCAACCUGAGUCUACAGCUGCGGUGGGUACCUGCUCUGUGGAAAACAUCCUGCAUUGUGCCAGUACCAAAAACAAAAUGUCCUGCUGAACUCAAUGACUACAGACCAGUGGCCCUCACUUCACACAUCAUGAAAACCCUGGAGCGGCUGAUUCUACGCCUUCUGAGGUCUGAGGUCAAAGACAAACUUGAUUUCCUGCAGUUUGCAUAAAAAGAACACAUUGGAGUGGAUGAUGCUGUCCUCUACAUGCUUCACCGUGCCCUGUCUCAUCUGGAGGAACCUGGGGGUCAUGUGAGGAUCAUGUUCUUUGACUUUUCAAGUGCAUUCAACACCAUCCAACCCACCAUGCUCAAAGACAAGCCAACUGAGAUGGGAGUGGAUCUUUCCUGUGUUUCCUGAGUCACAGAUUACCUGACAGGAAGGCCACAGUUUGUCAGGCUGGGGAACUGUGUUUCUGGGACAUUAAUGAGCAGUACAGGGGCUCCACAAGGGACAGUGCUGGCGCCAUUCCUGUUCACACUGUACAUGUUAGACUUAAAUAUACAGUACUGAGUCCUGCCACAUCCAGAAAUACUCAGAUAAUACCGCUAUUGUGGCAUAUAUCAGAAAUGGACAAGAAGCUGAAUACAGAGAUCUGAUAAGAGCCUUCAGUGACUGGAGUCACAAAAACUGCCUCCUCCUCAACACCUCAAAGACAAAGGAGAUGGUUCAUAGACUUCCGUAGAUCCAAACCCCUAGCCUGGCUGGGCCAUCCUGUUGCGUGAAUCACUUGCCGUUCCUUCACACAACAGUCUGGACUUCGGCCCAUUGGGAGUGUGUAUUAGCGAUCAGAAAAUAACCUGGCCAAUCAGUGACUGUGUUUCCACUGUUCCCUGGACAACAGGGAAAGGCAGCCCCUGAUUGGUCCAUGUGUAGAUGGUGACGUCUAACACAUGCUGCGGGACUUUUCAAAGACCCGUUCAUUCAGAACGCCGUUAAUUCUGCAGUUGACUUUGCAAAGUCGGCAGAAAUCGUUUAGAUCCGCAGAAGAUGUCGGAUAUAUAUGAUUUCUGCCGACUAUGAGAUGAACUUUUUUUGUUCAGGGGAUAAUUUAAAUGAGAUAGCAAAAAUUACAAAAAAUGAGAUGGUUAAAAUUAAAAAGUGGUUUAAUAGAAACAAGUUAUCGUUAAAUGUAAAAAAAAAAAAACGAAGUUUAUAAUCGAAAAAAAGAAUGAAAUCCAACUUACUAUAGAUGAUAUAAACAUUGAGAGAAUUUUGGAAUUUAAGUUUUUGGGUAUUAUAUUAGAUGACAAAUUUACAUGGAAAAACCAUAUAUCACAUGUAAAAGCCAAAGUGGCCAAGAGCCUUUUUAUUUUGAACAAAGUAAAAUAUGAUGUGGAUACAAGCACUUUCUGAAUAUUGUAUUGUACACUGGUCUUACCGUAUUUUACUUGUUGUUUGGAAGUGUGGGGCAAUACGUACAAGACGAAUAUUACUCCCCUGAUUAAGUAAAAAAAAAGAGCAGUUGUAGUUGAAUAUAAGACUUGUCUUCUGUCUGCUCCUUUUCAUUUCACAUGAUUACGCGUGAAAAAAAAGGAUGAGUGCAAUGUAUUGUAUUAUGUAUUAUGAAUGAAAUGAAAUAAAUAAACAUGAAACAUGAAAUGAAAUAUUUUGUGAAAGUUGUGGUAAAACUGUUGGUAGAAAGUGAGUGUGAAGAGAAACUUACCUGACUCAGACGAGUGUUUCCCCGGACUUUUCUAAACUAUUCUGGUGCAUUAGCUGCACCGUUAGCUUAAAUUGCAGUAUCAUUCUGGUUUAGUACACACAGGAAAAAGCCAGUCAGAAUAGUAAAUAGCUGUUUAAUGGUACUGAGACAUGUUUUUUUUUUCUUUUUUGUGAUGCUGUGGUGAUAUGUUGUUAUUGUGUGUUGCCAUGACAGACGGUUAGCAAUUUCCCAAGCUACUAGCUCCUUGUAGUUAAUUUAAUAAAGCUGUAUUGUUAGAUGUGCACUGGAAAAAAAGUAAACAGACAGAAAAGUAAACAGACAGUCAUUUAAGCUGAUGAAUAAUUGUUUUUCCUUUUUUUUUUUUUUUUUUUUUUGAGGGUCGAGUUCUGUUCAACUGUGAUAUCAAUAAUAAAAAGGACAAUUGAACCCAUUUAAAGAGGAAAAAGGCAUUUUUAUUUUAUUUUAUCUUUAUUAUUUUCUAUACGGGUACUUACCUGACUCAACAAAUUUCAUUUCAUGUGAGUAAGGCUGAAUAUUUUAUGUUUGAACAUUUAAAUAUAUACAUUUAUACUGCAUUCUGUGUUGUGUGUUAUGUCGGUUGGAGAUCGCUUGCUCUCAUGCUUCAGUGCUACUGCCAGUCUCCUUUUCCAAACCUAGUUGAUCAGACAGAACCCGAGAAGACUAAGAAAAAUGUUACAUAUACAGGAAUAAUAUUGGUAAAUUAUUAAACUGUUGGAGGUUUAUGACUGAUAAUGUUGACUGUUUUAGACACCAGAGUGGAGGUAAAAACUAUUUCCUGAAGGUUUGAUCAGUUAUGUCUCUGCCUGGAUGUGUGGUGGACUGAGAUUAGGAGGUUUUGUAUUUUUUUAGUUCGGUUUAUAGAGUUAAUACCAAUGUUUACAUCAGAUCGCUGCUCUAUGUGUGCGCAUGCAUGAGUCUAACAUUGUGAACGAUCCUCGGUGUGUCAGCCUCUCUUCCAGUAGUGAAUGACUGUCACCAGUUGUUCGAAGCAGGAUGCUUGUCUUGCUUGUUUGGUCCUUUGAGUGGCUGGGGCAAAAUAGUAGGCUACUUUCGUUGACACUUGCCACGCUGCGCACGCAGCUCCUUGAUGGUGAAGGCUGUAAAAUGGUCUAUAUCCAACUGCUUGGGACUCUGCUAAAUCUCCUUCUGUACUAAUAGCUGCCUCCUGUCCUGUGAAACGUUGGACUGUACUCGGGAUGACAGAACUCCUAGGAGUUGAAGAGGAGAGGAGCUGAUGUGAUGGGUGAAAACAGCACUUGCGUGUGUACCAAGAAGUUGACUUUCAAGUAUACUUUAAGUGUACUUUUAUAAACUAAAAUUGGGCCAAUUUAGUUUUAAGAAGUUUCCUUGUAAGUACACCAAUAGUAUAUUUAUAUUAGCAUACAAAGUAUACUUUGUAUUGUAUACAAAGUAUACCAUGAAGUAUACUAAAAUGAACUUAAGUAUACUUCAUAAUAUGUGCUUGAGGUAUACUUAUUUUUGGUGCAGGCCGGUUCAUUACUGCGAAAUAAACAAACCAAGAAAACACAGAAUAACAGGACACUUGUCAUUGCAGUCAAUGCUUUGUCAACUCUGUCUCUCAUGUGCAGAUGGAACUCAGAGUGGCUCUCAUUUAUCAAGCUUGCGCAGAUCUGAGCGCAGGAUUCAUCCUAUGAUAGGACACACGUGAGAUUUAUGAAAGGGUUCGUAUCUGUCCAUUCCCAGUGUACAUAUGAUCGGGUCUUGAUAAAUGCGGCGGCUGAAAUUGUUCGUCAUUAACAUGUUUACGCCCUUAAAUAUUCGUGGUCCAGAAGCCUCGCCCACUGAGGUCAAACAUGAAAGAGGAGAAAUAUUAGAAAGAUGCGAAACUUUUCCGAGCUGAAAGUGGAUAUCCUCGCAUCUGUGGUGGAAACUAACAAGGAUUUGCUCUUUGAAAGCAUCAAAACUGGUCUAAAAGCAGUCCAGAAAACUCCUGUCUGGAGCAGGAUUGUGGUGGCGCUGAACAGCACUGCUGCCGAAUAGUGGACAUUGGCUGAAGUUUGAAUAAAUCAUUAGUCAAUAAGUUGCUCAUGAUGAUGAAUUAAUAUCUCAUACAUGCCUCAUAUUUUUUAUUGCCAUGACAUAGGGUACGUUGCACCUAUCAUUGAAAGUAUUUAGUUUUAAUCUGUUGCUUCUUUGUAAUGUAGAGCAGACUGGAGAGUCUGACAGAGGCUAAACAAAAAUAAUUAUUAACGUCACCAAAUGGUGUGUUGCUGUCCCUGAGGCACAUUUUUAUGGAUUUCUAUUGGAUUUUUAUCACUGAUUAAAUAGCAAGAGCACUUUCUAAACUUAUAUUUUAUAUGUCAGAAUCCCUCUAUAAGGUCCUGUCUCCUCUGUACAGCACCUUUGUGGAGUCUCUCCUCGUUAUUAUUCUCCAGGCAUCGGAUCCUCACGUUGCACCGGCACAGCCAACGGCACUCCAUUCACCAGUGCAACAUUGUGCAAAACUGUACUGGUCCAAAUGAUGUCCCACACCCUUCCAGGAGUGUACAACAAUGUCCCCGCUGCUGGGCCAAGAUAGAGACACCUGCCUUCUAGGAGUCAAACGCAGUGCUCCACAGUGGCGUGUGUGCGUGAGGGCGCAAUGUUAAAACGGCGCUCCUGCUCUGUGGCAGUGUUUCUGGGCAGAGUUAUCAAAUAGGCCUAUUCACUAAGGAUAAAACUAAUUUAUUUUAUUUUAUUUACGUCUUAUUCUUUAAUGAAAUCUGUCUGAUUGUGCUUAAUGACAGGUUUGAGGUUUGUUUAUCAAUUAUUUUGAGACAGACAUUUGCUGCACCGCAGGUCCACACUGACUCAAACUUGCAUACACCAUGUCAGACCUGUCGUGAGAUUUGGUCGUGCGUACGCUUACGUGCAGAUUGAUAAAUGCCGAUCCUCACGUCAAAAUUUUCGUACGCAAGGUGUAAACAAGUUUUCUUGCCGUACGCAAGCUUUAAAUGAGGGCCAGUGAGUGCAGAUUACUCGCUAUCAUCAGUCUUGGAUGCUUUUCAUAUAAAAAUGUGUUAAUGUGCAGGUACGAGAGACCUACAGGUCAGAAACACUGCUUUUACUAUCAGCCUCGUCAUCAUAUUUUUCUACUUAAAUAUUACCUUGUAUACAGUGUAGUUUACAAUUUAUUCCACAAAAAUGAUCUUUGACAAUGGAAAAGCAAUAUCUGAAGACAACGUUAUGCCUGUAAAUACAAAGAGAUAAUUUUAUCCUGUUUUUUGUGGAUCCGCCAAUCACAGCUUUUAAGAGAAUUUGUCAUACCUAGGAACAAGGUCAUAGACCUCCACAAUAAGAUAAAAGUUUCAGACCUGUGUUUUCUCAGCAUUCGUCUGACAUAAUUUCUAAAAUACUCCAAGGCUAGGACUCCCUGAAAAAGACACAUUUUUCGACCUUACAGUAGCCUGCAGUUCUCAGAAAAGUAAAUUGGUUUGAACUCUGGUAUGUUACCUCUCAUAAAAGCAUAGCUUUUUACAGCAGAAAAAGUUAUUUUCUCAUAAAAUCGUAAGAAGGCUGAAAGCCAUGAAUUGAUAUACCCAGUUAGUGUUGCCUCUUUUCUCUUCCAGUUAAUGGCUGCUCUAGGUAACACUGCUGCCAAAGCCAAAUAUGAACAGAAGGUUCCUGCGUUUUACUACAGACCAACACACACAGACUGCAAGUAAGUAUAUAAACAGUACCCUCAAAUAUACAGGUAGGCCCAGAAAUAUUUGGACAGUGACACAAUCUUCAUGAUUCUGGCUCUGCAUGCCACCACAUUGGAUUUGAAAUGAAACAACUACAACGGAAUUGAAGUGCAGACUUUAAGGUUUAAUUCAAGGGGUUGGACAAAAAGUAUAUGAUUAAACAUGUAGGAAUUGAAGCUAUUUUUAUACAAACACUCCUCAUUUCAGGGGCUCAAAACUAAUUGGACAAAUAAACAUAACCCUAAGUAAAAAUGUUACUUUUCAAUAUUUUAUUCAGAAUCCUUUGCAGGCAAUGACUUCCUGAAGUCUGGAACCAAAUGCUGGGUUUCCUCCUUUGUGAUACUUUGCCAGGCCUUUACUGCAGCUGUCUUCAGUUGCAGCUUGUUUUUGGGUCUUUCUGACAUGGGGCUCUAUUUUCGUGCCUCGACGGAGACGCGCGGCGUAAGUCAGGUCUGCCGCGCCGACAAGGCGUUCCCAAGCACAAUUUGGUAUUUUGGUGAGUGGCGCAGCCCGGCGUAAGUAUCCCCCCUCCCUAACUCAGCUCCUCCCAGCGGCGUAAGUCGUAGCGAGGGAGGAGAGAGGGCGUGGAGUGGAUUUAACACAGCCGAGACCUGUAUUGACCAAUAAAAUCAGCUCCUCUCCUCGCCUUUAAAUCCACCACCAGUGCGGCGUAUUACUAUUUUCAUGAAGUAGUCAAAGAGAUCAAGAGAUGUCUGAAGACAGUAAUGCCACACGAUGGCGACAGAAGGCAGCUUCUCAACAAGUGUUGCUGCAGAGGGCAUCCUCCACACUCUCAUUUGAGCACAGAUGGAUUUGGUGUGUGUAAUGUUAAAGCCACUAGUAAGACAAACAUCCCUUUCCACAAAUAAAGACUCUCACAUAAAGUUGGAUAUAUUCAAACCUCAUGUGACAAAGGUGGGUUAUGCGCACAGAUCACAACAUAAAUUCCAAAAAUGGCAUUAAAAUCGGAACCACCUGUGUGUAAUGACACAUCACGCUCCAUGGCCUGGCUCUUUCUUUCAUAGAUGUUGGCAUAUAAAAUAAAUUUGGCUCACAAAACUGAAUAUUAUAAUAUUCGUAUGUAGGCUUAAAGUAAAUAACUCAUCUGAUCACUAAAACAAAUCAUCUGUUCAGCCACUGCAGCAGCAGGACGGGGAGAGGACACGGAGACAUGUGUAGGUCAAGCUGCGCGAGAAAUAAGAGGAAGAGGAUGAAAGAAAAGGAGGGAGACGAAUUACAUAUCUUGUUAACUUCAUCAUGUGUGUCUAUUUACUAGAUAUUUAAUUUAAUUUAAUGCGGCUUCAGCUUGUGUGUCCAAACGCAUGCCAAACGCGCUCAUCAGAUCAGAUAUAGAUCAGAAUAUAUCUAUAUAGAUCUAAAUGUAUGUGCUGACUUAGAUUAUUUGUUGUUGUUAAUUAUUUAUUGCACUGAAAUGUGCCUGACACUUUGGAAACCUGCCGGUAAGGCAUCAGUGAUGUAUGCCGAUACGCCGCCGGUCUACCAAAAUACCACUAGACCAGCUGCGCUCCGCCUGCGCUGAAAGCUGACCAGGUUUGAAUCGGCGAGUUUUCAGCACACUUUAUACGACGGUGGCGAGCACGAAAAUUUCACUGCGCCCGCUGAUUAUGUCGACACCUCCCACUGCCACGGACCUCCGUGCGCCUCAGUCCACGAAAAAUAACAAACUGUCUGUACUCCGGGCUCCGCCAGACGAAAAUACAACUGGGAGGGUUCCGCUACCCUCCGCCGCCUCACCGGCGUACAAGAAAAUAGAGCCCUUAAGUUUUGUCUUGAACAAGUGAAAUGUAUGCUUGAUUGGGUUGAGAUCUGUUGAUUGACUUGGUCAUUGCAGAAUAUUUCACUUCUUUGCUUUAAAAAACUCCUGGGUUGCCUUUGCAGUAUGUUUUGGAUCAUUGUCCAUCUGUACUGUAAAGCGCCGUCCAAUCAACUUUGCUGCAUUUGGCUGACUCUGAGCAGAAAGUACAUCCCUAUACACUUCAGAAUUCAUCUGGUUGCUUCUGUCUUUUGUCACAUCAUCAAUAAACACAAGUUACCCUGUGCCUUUGGAAGCCAUGCAUGCCCAUGCCAUUACACUGCCUCCGCCAUGUUUUACAGAAGAUGUGAUGUGCUUUGGAUCAUGAGCUGUUCCAAUUAUUCUCCAAACUUUCUUCUCCCCAUCAUCUGGUACAGGUUGAUCUUAGUCUCAUCUGUCUAAAGAAUGCUGUUCCAGAACUAGGCUGGCUUCUUCAGGUGUUUUUUGGCAAAGUCAAUUCUGGCCUUUCUAUUUUUGAGGCUGAUUAAUGGUUUGCACCUUGUGGUGAAUCCUUUGUUUUUACUCUCAUGAAGUCUUCUUUUUUUGGUAGACUUAGAUACUGAUACACCUACUCCCUGGUGUUUUUCACAUGAGUGGAUGUUGUGAAGGGGUUUUUCUUCACAAUGGAAAGGAUUCUGCGAUUAUCCACCACUGUUGUCUUCAGUGGACGUCCAGGCCUUUUUGAGUUCCCAAGCUCACCAGUGCACUCUUUGUUUCUCAGAAUGUACCAAACUGUUGAUUUUCAUUUUUGCUAUCUCUCUGAUGGAUUUUUUCUUUUUUUUUCAGCCUCAGGAUGGUCUGUUUCACCUUCAUUGAGAGCUCCUUUGCCAAAGUGUUGUGUAUUCACAGCAACAGCUUCCAAAUGCAAACACCACACCUAGAAUCAACUCCAGACCUUUUAACUACUUAAUUGAUGACAGGUUAACGAGGGAAGAGCCCAUGCAGCCUUGUUAAUUUUUUAAUUUUUUAAUUUUUUUACAGCCUUCUGAGUCAAUUUUCCAAUUACUGUUAGACCCUUGAAAAUGAGGCAGCUACAUAUUAAAGAGCUGUAAUUCCUAAACCCUUGCUCCAAUUUGGAUGUGAAUACUCUCAAAUUACAGCUGAGAGUCUGCACUUUAAGUCCAUAUUGCUUAUGUAACUUCACCCUGAAUAUGUUUUCAUGAACAGGGACUGUCCAAAUAUUUCUGGGCCUAACUAUGUGUGUUCAACUAGUACAUUAUGUGUGUGGAUGAGGUAGGUUUACAUGGCAUAACUAAUAUGAAAGUAAGCUGUGUGUUUUUUGUCUGCCAUCAGGCUGCUGAGAGAACAGUGGAUCCGAGCCAAGUACGAGAGGAAUGAGUUUGAGUUUAUUGAGAAACAGGAGCCUUACUCUGCAGGUAUGUCCCUGCUAAAAUGUUGUUCCACCAGUCCUAUGAUGUUCCUUAUCACUGAUAAAUUUUUGUGUUCUAAGAUUCAUUCCUUGUCUUUGAAAUGAAAAAAUGUUAUAUACAUUUAUUUUCAGAUGAUUACCUACAUUAGUUUCGCUUGGUGAACACAAAACUGGUUGCUUCAAUGACUGCUGUGUUUAUCCCUGCAGUUACACUUGGAACAGCCUUGUAGAAGUCAGAUAACACUGGACUAUUUCAUGGCUAGAAUAUAACAAGACGCUCCAGUAUAAACUAAAAAGCUACUAAUCCAAAGAUAUUUCAACAUAAAAAGAUUAAUAUCUGUGAUUGAAACAAAGAUGACAGAAAUUUCAGAGCAGCUAAACCAUGCCUAAGGUUGGCUGGCCUCUGUAGAAGAUGCUAAUCCAUUUGCCACCAUAGAGGAUGUUGCUUAGAGCUCAGAAACAGACUGGAUGACUUUUAACCUGGGCGUGGAAGUGGGGGGAAAAGUGGACCUGGCUACUGAGGGCCGAAGUAGGGAGAGGAGCCAAUUAAAAUCCUUUUUUUUUUUCUCACGCACAUUGUGCACUGGCAUGAAUAGAAGCCCACUGACAUUGAGAGUGUACAGGGCUCAGAAUUUGGUGCUAUGCCCCUGACUAUGAAAAUAGGGAGAGAGGUUUCUCUGAGGAGUGUAAUAGACAGUGCUCAGGCUUUUCUGUGUGUCUGAUAUGAAGCUAUGGAAAAUCAUUUUUACCAAGGGGCAGAUUAUAGCUUGUAGUGCGUUGUGGAAGCUGCAUGUUAAGGCAAGAUCAGCUGGAAAAGGUAUAAUGUGAUGUUGUUCCUCAAGUACUAAAGUUUUCCUGAUGCCAACUUCAGAUUUUGUGACCACAGAGCAAAGAAUCAUGCUGUAGCUAGACCUACAAGCAUGACCUGAUUGAACACGAUCAACAAGAGAGGAUGUAGAAAGUAAAAGGGAUGGUUGGACAACACAGCAGCUUGUCACCAGGCUGCUACAGUGCAUCGAAUGUCUCUUGGCCAUGUUUUUCUAUCUGUCAGUUGGAUACAAUCGUCCUUUAACGACAAAUGAUUAAAGAAAGAUUAGAUGGUUUUCACUCAGACAAGAGCUAGCCGAUAAUUUAAAUAAUUUUUACCUCAGGUUUGACAUGGAUGAUCUUGAAGGCAGAGCAGAUCAGACAAGGUUUGACUUUGCCUCUACCACACUGCCUGAUUCUAAUCUUGAUUUUGAUGUUGAAGAUGUGAGGAUUUUACUUAGUAAAACCAGAACUAACAAAAGUCCAGGUGCUGGUAACAUCUCAGGUCACCUCCUUAGACACUGUUCAGAUCAACUGUCUUUUAUUUUCCACCACAUAUUCAAUAGCUCCUUAGAGCAGCAGACGGCCCCUGAACUGUGGAAAAAGUUGACAUCUGCGCCUGUGGCUAAACUCAAAUCCCUAAAGUCCAUCAGCGACUACAGACCUAGAGCCCUGACCUCAUUUGUUAUGAAGGCAUUUGAAAAGAUAAUCAAAAGAGAGUUGGUGGAGGCUGUGGAGGACAUCUUAGACCUCCAACAAUUUGCAUCUAGGAGUAAAAAAGGGGUAGGUGAUGCGGUCUGAACCCUACUUAACUUUUUAAACACCUUGAAGGCCCGGCCACCCAUGCACACUUACUGUUCUUAGAUUUUACUUCUGCGUUUAACACAAUUCAGCCACAAAAUUUAGCCUCUUAAUUAUUAUCAAACUUUAGGCUGUGUCCUAGUAUUCCUGGAUGGGUUUUAGAUUUUUUAACAAACAGAUCACAAUGUGUCAGAGUGAACAGUACUCCACUGGUUCUCCUCAGGGCUGUGUCCUCUCACCCAUCCUAUAUAUCCUGUACACUGAUGACUGCAGAAGCUCACACACAUCCAGAUGGACAUGUACUUAAGUUUGCUGAUGACACGGUUAUAGUGGGUCUGUUGCAGGGGGGGGGGGGGGGGGGGGGCACAGCCCCGGGAUCAGUGGUGGUGUGAUGAUUCCUUACUAAACUGAAAUGUGACAAAAACUAAAGACGUGUAUAGAUCUUAAAAGAAGUUCUAACCCUCCACUCCCAACAGUAAUUAAGGGGGACACUGUGGAGUGCGUCAUAACCUUUAAGUACCUUGGUGUCGUCAUUGACAAUAAGCUGUCUUUAAUGAAAACAUAGACAUUGUUUAAAAAAAUUGUAGCAGCGACUACAUUUCCUCUGGAUGCUCAACCAGUUUGGGUUGUGCAGCAAAUUAAUGACAAUUUUCUAUCAUUCUAUGGUUGAAUUGGUCCUGACUUUUGCCAUCAUCUCUUGGUUUGGCAGUCUCAAACUUAGUGAUAAAAAGAGGCCGGAACACAUCGUCAAAGUAGCCAGUAAAAUCAUCGGGGUCACACUACUCAAUCUGUCCGUAAUUUUUUACAGGAGGAUAAUCUGUAGAGCUCAGGACAUUAUUCAGCAUCCUGAUCAUCCUCUCCAUGCCAAGUUUGAGCUCCUCUGCUCUAGCAGGACAUUCAGAUUGCCAAAAGCCAAAUCAAAUCAACUGAAAAACUCAUUCAUAACACAAGCCAUUACCCAAAUUAAUUGAAAUUCUAAACAAUUUUGACACUUAUUCAUUUAUUUAUUCAUUUAUUUAUAUCCUUGAUAGUAUGGAACAGCUGUGGAUGUGAUCUAUAUGGUUUUUUUGUUUGUUUUUUUGUUUUUUUUUGUUUGUUUUUUUGCCUUUCUGCAACAUGAAUUUCCCUUUGGGGACAAUAAAUUUGAAAGUUGAAGUUGAUGUCUGUUCCAUCAGUAAGUCCUUAACCAUGGAUGUGGAGGCUAAUGCUGAAAGCUGUGUCUGUCUGGUUGUGUUUCUAUAAAGCAAAAUACAGCGAUAACUGUUGGUAGCUAACAGAUCUCUGGGUUUAGUUCGAUAUUUUGUCAAGUGCUGCCUUUAAAUUUCUUACCAGUGCUUAUCCAAUCACAGGACGCCUACAUGUCCAGUUCAGCCUAAAGGUCCUUACACACCAGGACCGACGCAAAUAUACGACGCCAAAUUGCGAAAUAUUCGGAGGCGAAUUUUGACGCGCCUGACUAUACACAUCAACCCGAUGCAAUUUUGCAACUUUCCGGGGGGAAAAAAAGACAUGUCCCGGGUGGAAGAAGAAGACUGACAUAACACCAGACUGACUGCUUUUCAGUUAUGAUUAGACACUAGUGUCGAGAUGGCUGUCUGUCAUGAUAGCAUGUACUGAGUAGGGGCCAGUACCAGAUAAGUACAUUAAACUAUAAUCCAUAAACGUAAGGUAACAACCAAGACCUAACAGUGCUGUAACAGCAACGCGAUUGAGUUUGAGAAAAUACAUAUGAAAUGUUAUAUCUUAACAGGUUAGCUUACAAGCUAAUGUUGCUUAACACAUUUAAAAGUUAAAACAAAGACGUUUCGCAAACUGUUAAAGCACACAAGCUAUCGUCAUUUGAGAGAGCCGACGGUAUAACUCUCCACAAGUUGUCCUUUAGGUCGUUAUCUUUGUAAUGUUUGUGUCUUUUAUCAAAAAGCACUCUGUCGGCCGGUCGGCCAUGUUGGAUAUACCAGUGAAUCAGACGUUGCAACAACACGCAAUCUGAUUGGUAAUAAGAGGACACAAAGUAACUAGAAAAAUUGCAUUUCCUUGCAGAAAAUGCGUGGAAAUGCUGAGUGCUGAAAGCUGAAAAAGCAAUGCAAAACUGCCAAUAAAAAUGGAGGAAGGUAUGAGCUGAUAAACUGUUGAAAAGGUGGAGUAGAAGAACAAAUUGUAUGAAUAGAAAAAUUGUAGUAUAGCUGAAGGUAAAUUAGUUGGAUUAAUGUACAAAUUGUCUGAUAGCCUAAGUGAAAAAUGUAUAUGAUUGAUGUGAAUAAACAGAACUGAUAUGGAUAAUUGAAUUUGAAAAACAAAUGCCUUUAAACGAUGUGUAACAAUGUUCCUAUUAAAUGUACAAAUAGUAAAUCAGAUUUUUGCAGUCUGCAGCAUCCAACCAUAGUAACUUGAGAAUGCAGAACAGCACCAUCUAUUGCCCUGCUUCAGUUACUGCCCUACAUCUGAAUGUAGAAAGUAUGAAACAGCUGAAGUUCAAUUAAUUGUAUAAAUGUAGAAAGUAUAGAAAAGAAAAGCAGAAGUAGAAGAAAAAGAAGAAGUUAGUAUGUUAAAAGAGUUAAAGACAAUAACUGUAAAAACAAAGUUAAUAUUGGGGGUGUAUUUUCUACUGAGAGAGAGACAGUAAUGCACACAUGGAAACAGUGUGUGUGUGUGUGUGUGUGUGUGUGUGUGUGUGUGUGUGUGUGUCGCGCGCGUGCAUGUGCGUGUGUGUGCCCGCGCGCACGAGCGGCCGAGCCCGGGCGUGUGCGAUCGAAGCACACAGCCCAUGACAAGUGCAGAAUCUCCGGCUCUGAAGGAAUGUACUCACCUCUUGGGCAAACUGUACAAUUUGAUGACUUCAGACCUAUUUUGUGAGAAGCAGGCCGAGUGUACCUCCAUUUUGAUGUGUUUUUUAUCGCUGUGGAGUGAAAAUUGCGGCCGUGGCAGCAAAAUAAUCAUGCUUGGUCUAGUGAAUCCAAAAGGCUCCGCCCGCAUCUAGUGAUGACGUCACACGCUGUAGCGUGAGUCAGGCUGAAAAAGGCAGAAAACUUCAUGUUGCUCCAAGCGAAAUUGUGCAAAAACGGUAGGAAAUAGCAAAAAGGAGUGAAUACAACAUUUGUAGCAGACACGUUGCUGAACAUUUUAAAGCAACAAUGAGGUCUGUAGGUGAAAGUAUGCAGAAGUUAUAAGGGUGAGAAGGUGUUAUAGCUGUAUCUCCAUUCAUUUGUAAUGGAACAAAUUUUGCAGAAAAAGUGAAAUAUUGCAAAAAGUAUAAAUGGUAGAAAGGUGAAAAGUAAUAGCAAUAAUGUCCUGAAGGAGUGCAUUAGUAUAAAGUUUGAAUGGUUAAAAUAGCACAAAGUGGUAAGGAGUUGAAAAGGGCCAAAAAAGGUACGGAAGAAUAAUAAUAAUAAAAAAAAUAAUAAUAAUAACUAGAAAAAUUGCAUUUCCUUGCAGAAAAUGCGUGGAAAUGCUGAGUGCUGAAAGCUGAAAAAGCAAUGCAAAACUGCCAAUAAAAAAUGGAGGAAGGUAUAAACGGAAAAACUGUAGAAAAGGUGGAGUAGAAGAAGAAGAAAUUGUAUGAAUGGAAGAAUUGUAGUAUAGCUGGAGGUAAAUUAGUUGGAUUAAUGUACAAAUUGUCUGAUAGCCUAAGUGAAAAAUGUAUAUGAUUGAUGUGAAUAAACAGAACUGAUAUGGAUAAUUGAAUUUGAAAAACAAAUGCCUUUAAACAAUGUGUAACAAUGUUCCUAUUAAAUGUACAAAUAGUAAAACAGAUUUUUGCAGUCUGCAGCAUCCAACCAUAGUAACUUGAGAAUGCAGAACAGCACCAUCUAUUGCCCUGCUUCAGUUACUGCCCUACAUCUGAAUGUAGAAAGUAUGAAACAGCUGAAGUUAAAUUAAUUGUAUAAAUGUAGAAAGUAUAGAAAAGAAAAGCAGAAGUAGAAGAAAAAGAAGAAGUUAGUAUGUUAAAAGAGUUAAAGACAAUAACUGUAAAAACAAAGUUAAUAUUGGGGCUGUAUUUUCUACUGACAGAGAGACAGUAAUGCACACAUGGAAACAGUGUGUGUGUGUGCCCGCGCGCGCGGCCGAGCCCGUGCGUGUGCAUGUGCAUGUGCGUGUGUGAUCGAAGCACACAGCCCAUGACAAGUGCAGAAUCUGACAGAGAGACAGUAAGAGAGAAAGAGAGACAGUAAUGCACUCAUGGAAACUGUGUGUGUGUGUGUAUGUGUGUGUGCCCGCGCGCGCACGAGCGGCCAAGUCCGUGCGUGUGCGAUCGAAGCACACAGCCCAUGACAAGUGCAGAAUCUCCGGCUCUGAAGGAAUGUACUCACCUCCUGGGCAAGCUGUACAAUUUGAUGACUUCAGACCUAUUUUGUGAGAAGCAGGCCGAGUGUACCUCCAUUUUGAUGUGUUUUUUAUCGCUGUGGAGUGAAAAUUGCGGCCGUGGCAGCAAAAUAAUCAUGCUUGGUCUAGUGAAUCCAAAGGCUCCGCCCGCAUCUAGUGAUGACGUCACACGCUGUAGCGUGAGUCAGGCUGAAAAAGGCAGAAAACUUCAUGUUGCUCCAAGCGAAAUUGUGCAAAAACGGUAGGAAAUAGCAAAAAGGAGUGAAUACAACAUUUGUAGCAGACACGUUGCUGAACAUUUUAAAGCAAAAAUGAGGUCUGUAGGUGAAAGUAUGCAGAAGUUAUAAGGGUGAGAAGGUGUUAUAGCUGUAUCUCCAUUCAUUUGUAAUGGAACAAGUUUUGCAGAAAAAGUGAAAUAUUGCAAAAAGUAUAAAUGGUAGAAAGGUGAAAAGUAAUAGCAAUAAUGUCCUGAAGGAGUGCAUUAGUAUAAAGUUUGAAUGGUUAAAAUAGCACAAAGUGGUAAGGAGUUGAAAAGGGCCAAAAAAGGUACGGAAGAAUAAUAAUAAAAAAAAAAAUAACUAGAAAAAUUGCAUUUCCUUGCAGAAAAUGCGUGGAAAUGCUGAGUGCUGAAAGCUGAAAAAGCAAUGCAAAACUGCCAAUAAAAAAUGGAGGAAGGUAUAAACGGAAAAACUGUAGAAAAGGUGGAGUAGAAGAAGAAGAAAUUGUAUCAAUGGAAGAAUUGUAGUAUAGCUGGAGGUAAAUUAGUUGGAUUAAUGUACAAAUUGUCUGAUAGCCUAAGUGAAAAAUGUAUAUGAUUGAUGUGAAUAAACAGAACUGAUAUGGAUAAUUGAAUUUGAAAAACAAAUGCCUUUAAACAAUGUGUAACAAUGUUCCUAUUAAAUGUACAAAUAGUAAAACAGAUUUUUGCAGUCUGCAGCAUCCAACCAUAGUAACUUGAGAAUGCAGAACAGCACCAUCUAUUGCCCUGCUUCAGUUACUGCCCUACAUCUGAAUGCAGAAAGUAUGAAACAGCUGAAGUUAAAUUAAUUGUAUAAAUGUAGAAAGUAUAGAAAAGAAAAGCAGAAGUAGAAGAAAAAGAAGAAGUUAGUAUGUUAAAAGAGUUAAAGACAAGAACUGUAACAACAAAGUUCAUAUUGGGGCUGUAUUUUCUACUGACAGAUAGACAGUAAUGCACACAUGGAAACAGUGUGUGUGUGUGUGUGUGUGUGUGUGUCGCGCGCGUGCAUGUGCGUGUGUGUGCCCGCGCGCACGAGCGGCCGAGCCCGGGCGUGUGCGAUCGAAGCACACAGCCCAUGACAAGUGCAGAAUCUCCGGCUCUGAAGGAAUGUACUCACCUCUUGGGCAAACUGUACAAUUUGAUGACUUCAGACCUAUUUUGUGAGAAGCAGGCCGAGUGUACCUCCAUUUUGAUGUGUUUUUUAUCGCUGUGGAGUGAAAAUUGCGGCCGUGGCAGCAAAAUAAUCAUGCUUGGUCUAGUGAAUCCAAAAGGCUCCGCCCGCAUCUAGUGAUGACGUCACACGCUGUAGCGUGAGUCAGGCUAAAAAAGGCAGAAAACUUCAUGUUGCUCCAAGCGAAAUUGUGCAAAAACGGUAGGAAAUAGCAAAAAGGAGUGAAUACAACAUUUGUAGCAGACACGUUGCUGAACAUUUUAAAGCAAAAAUGAGGUCUGUAGGUGAAAGUAUGCAGAAGUUAUAAGGGUGAGAAGGUGUUAUAGCUGUAUCUCCAUUCAUUUGUAAUGGAACAAAUUUUGCAGAAAAAGUGAAAUAUUGCAAAAAGUAUAAAUGGUAGAAAGGUGAAAAGUAAUAGCAAUAAUGUCCUGAAGGAGUGCAUUAGUAUAAAGUUUGAAUGGUUAAAAUAGCACAAAGUGGUAAGGAGUUGAAAAGGGCCAAAAAAGGUACGGAAGAAUAAUAAUAAGAAAAAAAAUAAUAAUAAUAACUAGAAAAAUUGCAUUUCCUUGCAGAAAAUGCGUGGAAAUGCUGAGUGCUGAAAGCUGAAAAAGCAAUGCAAAACUGCCAAUAAAAAAUGGAGGAAGGUAUAAACGGAAAAACUGUAGAAAAGGUGGAGUAGAAGAAGAAGAAAUUGUAUGAAUGGAAGAAUUGUAGUAUAGCUGGAGGUAAAUUAGUUGGAUUAAUGUACAAAUUGUCUGAUAGCCUAAGUGAAAAAUGUAUAUGAUUGAUGUGAAUAAACAGAACUGAUAUGGAUAAUUGAAUUUGAAAAACAAAUGCCUUUAAACAAUGUGUAACAAUGUUCCUAUUAAAUGUACAAAUAGUAAAACAGAUUUUUGCAGUCUGCAGCAUCCAACCAUAGUAACUUGAGAAUGCAGAACAGCACCAUCUAUUGCCCUGCUUCAGUUACUGCCCUACAUCUGAAUGUAGAAAGUAUGAAACAGCUGAAGUUAAAUUAAUUGUAUAAAUGUAGAAAGUAUAGAAAAGAAAAGCAGAAGUAGAAGAAAAAGAAGAAGUUAGUAUGUUAAAAGAGUUAAAGACAAGAACUGUAACAACAAAGUUCAUAUUGGGGCUGUAUUUUCUACUGACAGAGAGACAGUAAUGCACACAUGGAAACAGUGUGUGUGUGUGCCCGCGCGCGCGGCCGAGCCCGUGCGUGUGCAUGUGCAUGUGCAUGUGCGUGUGUGAUCGAAGCACACAGCCCAUGACAAGUGCAGAAUCUGACAGAGAGACAGUAAGAGAGAAAGAGAGACAGUAAUGCACUCAUGGAAACUGUGUGUGUGUGUGUAUGUGUGUGUGCCCGCGCGCGCACGAGCGGCCAAGUCCGUGCGUGUGCGAUCGAAGCACACAGCCCAUGACAAGUGCAGAAUCUCCGGCUCUGAAGGAAUGUACUCACCUCCUGGGCAAGCUGUACAAUUUGAUGACUUCAGACCUAUUUUGUGAGAAGCAGGCCGAGUGUACCUCCAUUUUGAUGUGUUUUUUAUCGCUGUGGAGUGAAAAUUGCGGCCGUGGCAGCAAAAUAAUCAUGCUUGGUCUAGUGAAUCCAAAAGGCUCCGCCCGCAUCUAGUGAUGACGUCACACGCUGUAGCGUGAGUCAGGCUAAAAAAGGCAGAAAACUUCAUGUUGCUCCAAGCGAAAUUGUGCAAAAACGGUAGGAAAUAGCAAAAAGGAGUGAAUACAACAUUUGUAGCAGACACGUUGCUGAACAUUUUAAAGCAAAAAUGAGGUCUGUAGGUGAAAGUAUGCAGAAGUUAUAAGGGUGAGAAGGUGUUAUAGCUGUAUCUCCAUUCAUUUGUAAUGGAACAAGUUUUGCAGAAAAAGUGAAAUAUUGCAAAAAGUAUAAAUGGUAGAAAGGUGAAAAGUAAUAGCAAUAAUGUCCUGAAGGAGUGCAUUAGUAUAAAGUUUGAAUGGUUAAAAUAGCACAAAGUGGUAAGGAGUUGAAAAGGGCCAAAAAAGGUACGGAAGAAUAAUAAUAAGAAAAAAAAUAAUAACUAGAAAAAUUGCAUUUCCUUGCAGAAAAUGCGUGGAAAUGCUGAGUGCUAAAAGCUGAAAAAGCAAUGCAAAACUGCCAAUAAAAAAUGGAGGAAGGUAUAAACGGAAAAACUGUAGAAAAGGUGGAGUAGAAGAAGAAGAAAUUGUAUCAAUGGAAGAAUUGUAGUAUAGCUGGAGGUAAAUUAGUUGGAUUAAUGUACAAAUUGUCUGAUAGCCUAAGUGAAAAAUGUAUAUGAUUGAUGUGAAUAAACAGAACUGAUAUGGAUAAUUGAAUUUGAAAAACAAAUGCCUUUAAACAAUGUGUAACAAUGUUCCUAUUAAAUGUACAAAUAGUAAAACAGAUUUUUGCAGUCUGCAGCAUCCAACCAUAGUAACUUGAGAAUGCAGAACAGCACCAUCUAUUGCCCUGCUUCAGUUACUGCCCUACAUCUGAAUGCAGAAAGUAUGAAACAGCUGAAGUUAAAUUAAUUGUAUAAAUGUAGAAAGUAUAGAAAAGAAAAGCAGAAGUAGAAGAAAAAGAAGAAGUUAGUAUGUUAAAAGAGUUAAAGACAAGAACUGUAACAACAAAGUUCAUAUUGGGGCUGUAUUUUCUACUGACAGAUAGACAGUAAUGCACACAUGGAAACAGUGUGUGUGUGUGUGUGUGUGUGUGUGUGUGUGUGUGUGUGUGUGCCCGCGCGCGCGCGCGGCCGAGCCCGUGCGUGUGCAUAUGCGUGUGUGAUCGAAGCACACAGCCCAUGACAAGUGCAGAAUCUGACAGAGACAGUAAGAGAGAAAGAGAGACAUUAAUGCACUCAUGGAAACAGUGUGUGUGUAUGUGUGUGUGCCCGCGCGCGCACGAGCGGCCAACUCCGUGCGUGUGCGAUCGAAGCACACAGCCCAUGACAAGUGCAGAAUCUGACAGAGAGAUAGUAAGAGACACAGUAAUGCACUCAUGGAAUUGGGUGUGUGAGUGAGUGUGUGUGUGUGUGUGUGUGUGUGUGUGCGCGCGCGCAUGUGCGUGUGUGUGCCCGCGCGCACGAGCGGCCGAGCCCGUGCGUGUGUGAUCGAAGCACACAGCCCAUGACAAGUGCAGAAUCUCUGGCUCUGAAGGAAUGUACUCACCUCCUGGGCAAGCUGUACAAUUUCAUGACUUCAGACCUAUUUUGUGAGAAGCAGGACGAGUGUACCUCCAUUUUGAUGUGUUUUUUAUGGCUGUGGAGUGAAAAUUGCGGCCGUGGCAGCAGAAUAAUCAUGCUUGGUCUAGUGAAUCCAAAAGGCUCCGCCCGCAUCUAGUGAUGACGUCACACGCUGUAGCGUGAGUCAGGCUGAAAAAGGCAGAAAACUUCAUGUUGCUCCAAGCGAAAUUGUGCAAAAACAGUAGGAAAUAGCAAAAAGGAGUGAAUACAACAUUUGUAGCAGACACGUUGCUGAACAUUUUAAAGCAAAAAUGAGGUCUGUAGGUGAAAGUAUGCAGAAGUUAUAAGGGUGAGAAGGUGUUAUAGCUGUAUCUCCAUUCAUUUGUAAUGGAACAAGUUUUGCAGAAAAAGUGAAAUAUUGCAAAAAGUAUAAAUGGUAGAAAGGUGAAAAGUAAUAGCAAUAAUGUCCUGAAGGAGUGCAUUAGUAUAAAGUUUGAAUGGUUAAAAUAGCACAAAGUGGUAAGGAGUUGAAAAGGGCCAAAAAAGGUACGGAAGAAUAAUAAUAAGAAAAAAAAUAAUAACUAGAAAAAUUGCAUUUCCUUGCAGAAAAUGCGUGGAAAUGCUGAGUGCUAAAAGCAAAAAAGGUCUGUAGGUGAAAGUAUGCAGAAGUUAUAAGGGUGAGAAGGUGUUAUAGCUGUAUCUCCAUUCAUUUGUAAUGGAACAAGUUUUGCAGAAAAAGUGAAAUAUUGCAAAAAGUAUAAAUGGUAGAAAGGUGAAAAGUAAUAGCAAAAGGGCCAAAAAAGGUACGGAAGAAUAAUAAUAAAAAAAAUAAUAAUAAAGAAAUAGUAGAAUAACAAUAAGUGGAAAUGCUGUGUCAGCAUUUCCACUUAAUAAUAAUAAAGAAAUAGUAGAAUAACAAUAAGUGGAAAUGCUGUGUCAGCAUUUCCACUUAAUAAAGAAAUAGUAGAAUAACAAUAAGUGGAAAUGCUGUGUCAGCAUUUCCACUUAAUUAUUAAUCCAUUUGUUUUGACACAGGCAAGCAGGUUGUGGUAGAGGGCCUUAAUCCAUUAAAUGUCGGUCCAAAAUCAAAGGAUAAGACAGUCUGAAUCAGUGGUUAAAGGGGACCUUCCACCAAAAUUUCAUACCUAUUUUUAUCAUUUUUUCAUAAUCCUUGAUGUCCUCUGAUCAUGUUUGUAACAUAAUUUUAGUUGAAAAGUUAUUUGAUGGUUUGUUUUAGCAUGCCUAAAAAACCUUACAGGAAAACCAACUGGUUUUGGCUCAUUAACAUUUAUGGUAAUGAGCUUUGCUCUGAUUGGAUCGCUGCUGUGAAGCCUGCUGUGCUCUGAUUGGCUCAGCAGUGGAGGUUCGGAUUUCGGUUUAUCCAUUGUUAUUAUGCUAAUGCUAAUAGCAUAUGCUAAUGUGUGCUAAAGUAAGGUGCCCAGAUGUCUGUAAUGAUAUCCGGGGAUAUUCGGUGCGGCGGUGGCGGUGCAGGGGCUGCAGGAGCUGUAUGAUCACAGACAAAAUCUCGGUACUAUUUAGUAGCAGCGCAUGCCCCUUGUAAUAACCCCCGUAAGAACUGUUGUUCAGGACUGCUAACUUGUGCUUCCUACCCACUCGGCUACUGUAAUAACCGUUGUUCGAGCCCACACGCAACAUUUUUGGUCUCAUUAAUGAAACGCUUAAAUCGGGGACAUUUUCAGGGACAGCUUUUGCCGGGGACAGGUCAUCCAAUACGGGGACUGUCCCUGGAAAUCGGGGACGUCUGGUCACCUUAUGCUAAAGGCUAAAAACGGCAGGUAUUAAACCAUAUAUUUUAGACCCCGAGUCCGAAGAGGAGGUGGAAGUUGAGGAAGAAGCCGGAGAUCAUUUUCUCAUUCAUUCUGCCCAGCUUUAAGUUCAUUUUCCCGGCAGUGAACCGAAGGAAACACCGGUCGUUUGGAAGAGACCCAUAGCGGAUACAGUGGUAGCUGGGUCUCGCUCUGGCUGUGACUGAGGACGAGAACGAGUGGGCGCGGCUCACCGAGGACGCACUCGUGAAUUAUAAUGAGCAACGUCAACGCAACGUAACACCGACCUGCUUUUUUCAAUUGGCCUGGUUUACUCGUUCCUUUAUUUUAAACCUUUACAGAAUGCAAACGACGUAACGGUUUGUUUUCACAUUUACAACAUAAGACGAACAUAAUAUGGACCUUAUCUGACACAAAAAACCCCAAAAAUUACAUUUUUAUGGCAGGUCCCCUUUAAAAAAACCUUUUUUUUUGGUAUAUUUGUGAAACCUGGGUCUCUACUUGCACUGCUGUCAACAUUUCUCACUCAAAGAGUGACCCUCCUGCAAUGAGGAAAUUCCUGAGUGAAAGAGUAAUCAAUUGCAGAGCACCAGCUUCAAGAGAAAUACUUGGGAGCAGUAUAUGAGAAGGAAAAAGAAGAGUUGAAGACACACUUUUGUGCACAUAGCUUAACUUUACAACAAUCAUACAGAUUACUAAAAAUUGUGAAACUGAUUGUUUGUUAAAUUAAAUUAUUAUUUUUCACACACAGGUAGAAGGCCAUUUUUAAGCCAUGCUUAAGUUGCUAAAAAAAAAAUAAAAAAAUAAAGUGAAGUAACUUGGUUCUAGUAUGCUUGUUUAUCAAAUAGUCUUUAAAAUGGCUCUUUUUAAUUCAGUAGUAGCCUUGUAACAGGGCGUUGGAGAAUAAUCUUUUGGGGGGGGUUUUCCCUGCAUAUUUUGCAACUUUGCAUAAUUCACAACUUGUCGCAUAAUUUCAUUUCGCAUAAUGAUGAAACACCCUACUUGGUAAUUUGUACCGUGGACUCAGGUGUUUCGUCAGAUUUACGAAGCCUUUAUCCUGUACUACGCUAAACAGCUGGUCCUCCAGUGCCACAAACUCCAUUAUUUUCCUAGUGGUGGCUUUGGACUUUUCAGUGCUGAUGUCGAACAUAGGAGCCACGGCGGAAGGUUGUUGUGGUCGCUGCGACUCUACUGCAUCCCUCCUCUUAGUGGCAGUGUAUUCCUUAUAUUUGCUAAACAAGCCUGGGUGCUUCUUUUCCAAGUGGCGUAUUAAGUUUGUCUUAGGCGUUGAUCCUCCACGGCUGACUUUUGACUUGCAAGCAUUACAAACAGCGUGUUUUGGGUCGCUCUGGCACACAAUGUCAAAUCACCGACAUGUUUUCCUCCUGAGUCUUGCUAAUUUUUAGCAGUUUUGCUCGGAGCUGAGACACACCGCGCAUGCGGGUCAGUUUGCUCGGCGAAAACCGGCAAAUUACGACAGUGACCGGCCGGUCACCGGUUGGGGCGGGUUGGAUAUAAAACCGGCUUUUUAAAUCGGCGGCCGAUUAAUCGGUGCAUCUCUACUUAUGAUGACUAGAAACAAGUUUGCACUGUUUGGUUCAAAACACAGAGUCUAUGUCCACAGACAAACUGGUGAAUGUAUGAAAUCCAUGUGUUACACCCACAAUUCAGCAUGGUGGUGUUAGUUUCAUGGUAUGGGGAUGUUUUGCAGGUGAUGGAGUAGGAGAUUUGUUUGAAGUAAAGGGUAUCAUGAAGAAGGAACAGUACCACUCCAUCCUCCAGCACCAUGCUGUUCCAUCUGGACUCAGACUUGUGGCUCAUAAGUUUUUUUUGCAGCAAGAUAAUGACCCUAAGCACCCUGCCAAGCUCUGUCAGGGUUACCUAGACAAAAAAGAAGAGGAAGGUGUUCUUCAAAAGAUGGUUUGGCCCCCUCAGUCUCCAGACCUUUCUCCAAUAGAGCUUGUGCGGGAUGAACUGGAUCAAUCGGUCAGAAAAACGCGUCCCACGAAUCAGCAGUCUCUUUUUAAUGAACUUAAGAAAGCUUAGAAUGCAAUCCCUGGAACAUACCUAAAAAAACUUGUGGAACGUAUGCCUGGUAUAUACCAAGCUGUUGUUAAAGCCAGAGGAGGUUACUUUAAAGAAAGCAAAGUCUAAGCAACAAUAUAACUCAAAUACCUGAUAAUUAUAGUUAAAAUGUCUUCUGAUAAGUUACUCUUUACACAACAGUCAUGUUUAUUGUGUUUCAAAUUAUAUAUGUGAAACUAUGAUCUUUUUUUGUACAAAUCUGAUCUUGCUUCCAAACUUUUGGCCUGUAGUGUACAUACGUGCACGCACCUAGUAUGAGUAUUAGGAUUUGUGAGUUAUCGUCGGCGAUGUCACUGCUGACUCAUCACCCCCCCAACCCCCAUUAACCCAUUUAAAGAGGGACAGCAAGUACGCGUGCUGUCUCAAAUGACGAAUCAAAUCAUCAUACCCGCCUGCCUCUGAUAGGCUAAUGAAGCGAUUGUAUUCAUGCUCGGACCUUGAAUUGAAUGGACGCUUGAAUCAUGAAUGCCACUUGUUUUAAAGAAAGCAAAUAGUUGGUAAUUUCCCAGUUCAGUCUUUACUUUUAUUUAUACAGCCAUUUUAUUCCAUUUGAGUUUGUUUGUUCAAGGUUUUCAAAAAUGUGAUGAAGGUUUGGAAAAAAAAAAACAAUAGUAAUCUUGAACGCCACAUAUAAAAGCUCUCAAAUACUUUUUGAAUUUUGUUUCUAUCUGCUACAGAGGCCGAGAUAUCAGCUUUUUUGUAAACCUCAACACUUCAGAAAACCUCAGGAUCUGGGGGCCCUUCUCAAAACUGCCCUCAGGAUUUCCGACAGGGUUCAGGUCUUAAUGGGUUAAUAACAAAGUUAUGUUCAGCGAACUCACUGCUGAUCCAUAACCCCCGCUCACCCCCUCUGUAAGGAGCGAACUACAUCUACCUGUGUGGGUCCUUAGGCACGACCUUUAACCCUAUGGCCUACCUCAUAAACAUGAGUGUGUACCAUUGAAAGCCAAACUGGCUCAGUUGGUACAGUUUGUAAAAGCAAAGCUCCCCAAAUGCAUAUAUCAAUUUUAACCCAAGAUCACAAGUCAAAUUAACUUGAAGAUUUGGUUAGCUGACCCUGAAAAAGAGUUAUUGUGUCAACCAGAAAUUUGGGUUAAUUUGAAUAACCCAACAUUCUGGGUCAAAAUAACCCAAUAAGUAGCCAGUCCCUUUUCAACCCAAGUUUUUAGAGUGUAUGCUAUAAAAAACCAGACACUGCCAGAUAUACCCGCCAUUAUGAUCUAAAAUCAGGUAUCUGUGCUGAAAAGAUGUCUUCUUUGAAAUCAAGAUUCUUGUGCAUCUUGAUGCUCCAUUUCCUGGCGCAGAAGACACCUGCUGACCUGAAAGUUGACCAGAAGAAGAUCAUUGACUCCCUCCAUAAGGAGGGUCAGUCUCAGAAGGUCCCUGCUGAGAAGUCUGGCUGUUCACAGUCUGUAUGAACCAGAUUCAUGGAAAAGUGAGGGAGGAAAAAGAGACAAGAAACAGGGAUGACAGCAGACUGGAGAGGAUUGACAAACAAAGAUUCAAGAACUUAGAGGAGCUUCACAAAGACUGGACCUAGGCUAGAGUCAGAGCAUCACAUAGAAAAAUCUGGAAAAUGGAUUACAUUUGUAAGGGUUAGGGUGUCAAGAUGCUCCUGAACCAGCGACAACCUCAAAAGAAUCUCUCCUAGACAGGUCCAAAGUCCUGUCUUCAGAUGAAAAGUCAAUCAGCUUCUCAAAUGAUGCGCUUGAAACAAGAGGUUGCUGCAAGUCUGGUCUCUCUGCAUUAUCUGUAAUUUUUGCUAGAUUUUUAAAAUAUUUUUGUUGUCAUUUUGUUGGCUGCUGAUGGAUACUUCUGCUGGGUGAAGAGUUUACUUAAGACAAGAGCUCCUUUCAUUGAGAAAAAGCAAAUCUAGACAACAUACAAUUCCAGAGGACAUCAGGAGGUGUUAUCGUGGUUGCCGUGCUGGUGCAAAGGAGAAGGCAAAGCUGAAUGCUAGGAGGUGGCGAUACAAACCCUUUCUUCCAUCAAUCAUCAUGGGAAAAUUCAACUCUCUGCCCAACAAAAGCGAUGAGCCUGGAGAUAUUGGUGAAGACUGAGAAAGCAUACUGUGAGUGCAGUUUCCUGUGAUUCACUGAAACCUGGUUGAAUCAACAAAACUCAGACUCCAGUGUGGAUCUACCUGGCUUCACUCUUAUAAGGUCAGACAGAUAUGCUCAAGCUAGUGGCAAGAAGAAAGGAGGAGGUCUGACUUUAUUUUCAACCAGAGAUGGUGUAACCCUUCACACAUAACUGUCAAGGAGAAGUUGUGUUGUCCUGAUCUUGAACUGUUGGCAGUUGUUCUUCGACUAUAUUAUGUUAUAUAGAGCUGGAGUACAAAAAAAAAAGAUAGAGAAGAAUCUACAACACAGCAACAUCUGUGAAGUGUGGAGAGAAAUCAGUACCAUCUCUGGACACAGCAAUAAAAAGAAAGCCAGCCAGUGUUGGGUGAUCUGGAAAGAGCUGAUGAACUCAACCUGUUCUUCAACAGAUUUGACACUGCUGUCACACCCACUUCCACUGCUUCUCCACCUUCCUCUCCGCAACAAAUCACCACUACAACUUCUCCCUUUCCUCCUCCAUCUUGUUCAGAUGUCUCAACCACAUCAACUGCCUCCCUCCUAGAACACCAGUCCUUGUCUGUCACUGAAACAGGGGUGAGGAAAGAGCUUGGAAGACUUUGUCCUGGGAAGGCAGCUGGUCUAGAUGGUGUGUGUACAAGGCUGCUUAGAGACUGCGCUGUAGAACUGUGUCAAUCUCUCCACAGGAUCUUUAACCUGAGUCUACAGCUGGGGCGGGUACCUACUCUGUGGAAAACAUCCUGCAUUGUGCCAGUACCAAAAACAAAAUGUCCUGCUGAACUCAAUAACUACAGACCAGUGGCCCUCACUUCACACAUCAUGAAAACCCUGGAGCGGCUGAUUCUACGCCUUCUGAGGUCUGAUGUCAAAGACAAACUGGACUCCCUGCAGUUUGCAUAAAAAAAGCACAUUGGAGUGGAUGAUGCUGUCCUCUACAUGCUUCAACGCGCCCCGUCUCAUCUGGAGGAACCUGGGGUUUAUGUGAGGAUCAUGUUCUUUGACUUUUCAAGUGCAUUCAACACCAUCCAACCUACCAUAGUCAAAGGCAAGCCAACAGAGAUGGGAUGGAUCCUGCCUGUGUUUCCUGAUCACAGAUUACCUGACAGGAAGGCCACAGUUUGUCAGGCUGGGAAACUGUGUUUCUUGGACAUUAAUGAGCAGUACAGGGGCUCCACAAGGGACAGUGCUGGUGCCAUUCCUGUUCACACCGUAUAUGUCAGACUUCAAAUACAGCACUGAGUCCUGCCACAUCGAGAAAUACUCAAAUGACACUGCUAUAUUGUGGCAUGUAUCAGAAAUGGACAAGAAGCUGAAUACAGAGCUCUAAUAAGAGCCUUCAGUGACUGGAGUCUCAGAAACUGCCUCCUCCUCAAUACCUCAGAGACAAAGGAGAUGGUCAUAGACUUCCGCAGAUCCAAACCCCCUCUUCAGCCAGUGAACACUUGUGGAGUGGACAUCGAAGUGGUGACAUCAUAUAAACAUCUAGGUGUAGUGCUGGGCGAUAUGGAAAAAAAUGUAUAUCACGAUAUGGAUCAUUUUAUAUCACGAUAACGAUAUAUAUCACGAUAUAGCUAUGGUAUGCUUUCAGUUCUAUGAAAAAUUAAAGUGUAUACAGCUGCCCUAGUACAGUGCCAGUACAAGACAAGCGCAUAAAACUAGAAAAAUGAAUAAAUAAAUACGUGGCUGAAGUGCGUUCAUGUCUGUGCUCACCCAAAGUUAUGCAACACUCACAGAAAACGCCGAUAGUGUGAGCCAAAGCACUCCAUAAUAAUAAUAAUAAUAAUAAUAAAUUUAAUUUGUAAUGCACUUUACAUUUACAAAAAAUCUCAAAGUGCUACAGUACACAGUAAAAAAAGAACAGCAACAAUAAAAAAAGCAAUAGAAUGACAGUCACAGAUUGGCAUAAAAAAAGGCAUAAACGAAUAAAAAAAAUUAAGAAUAUAGAGUUGCAAUGUAAGAGGCAAGGUAGUAAAAGCAUAAAGCAUAGAGGAAAGCUAACUAAAGGCUUUAUUAAAAAGGUAGGUCUUUAGGGCUCUUUUGAAGAGGUUGUUCACACUGCAUGAUGUUUCUCCUCCAAAGCUGCUCUCUGCCUCCAUCAUUGUUUACUUUACUCUUGAAGCACGUAGCAAGACCCGAGCAUGAAUCCGAGCGCUUUAUUCGCCUAUCAGGGGCAGACAGGUAAGGUGAUUUGAUUCGCCACGACUCCAGAAAUGAUUGAAAAACUACAGAAUGUCACAAAAUUACGUUUCCCCGCCCCUGGCUCGAAGGGUAGCGCAGCCGCGCUCCCAGCUGACAGGAAGUCAAACCACUGUUGUAGUUCUUUUGUGUUGCUAGCGCGGUCAAGAGUGUUGGCUCUCACUGAGACAUGACUACAAAAAUGGACGCACCUGUUUAUCUGGUUGUUAAACACGGCUGAAAAUUAUCAUCUAUUAAUGUUGUUCCCGCUCCUGCCGACUCCCGUUGCUUUUUUCCCGUCCCGUCCCGAUCAAGGGAUUAAUUAAAAAAUGACUCCCAUCCCGUGGGAUUCCCGCGGGAAUCACGGGACCCACGGGAAUUCCCGACAAACGUCAUCCUCUACAGGGAAGGUCCCGGAGCAGAUGAAACAGGUACCGGAGCGGCUGAAAUAGGUCCCGGGUCCGAUCAAAAGAGGUCCCGGAUCGCGCUCCGACUUGCUCUGGCACAAAUUAAGCACUGCUUACAAUGAUUUCCUCACGUGUGUAACCCAGGUAACCCGCAACGGCGGGAGACGCUGGACACGAAGAGGGCACGUAAAGCGGCGUCAUGUCGUAAAAUCGAAAGAGAAAUGCAAGCCUACAUGUCAACGCAUCCUUUUCUUUGUAAGAAAAUAUUGUUUUCUUUCCCGUUUGACACCAAAUACACUUACUGAAUGUGCAAUUAUUGUUGUUGUUACUAUGAAUCAUCUGAUGGCACAAGCCCUAUGGAUAAAAUACAGCCUUUCGCCCGAAAAGAUAAAAAUAGAAAUGGCACGAUAGACAUUUUCUAUCGUGCCCACGAUAUCUAUCGUCCUAUCGCCCAGCACUAUCUAGGUGUAUAUCUGGAUAAUAAGUUGGACUGGUCUAAGAAUAUAGACUUCAUCUACAGAAAGAGGCAGAGUCGCCUCUUUUGCCUGAGAAGACUCUGAUCAAUAGACAUCUGUAGUAAAAUGCCGCAGAUGUUUUAUCAGUCUGUGGUGGCAAGUGUUCUGUUCUAUGCUGCAGUUUGCUGGGGAGGAAGCAUCAAACACAAAGAUGCAAGACAUCUUAAUAAACUGGUGAAAAAGGCUGGCUCUGUGGUUGGACUCAAGCUGGACUCAGUGGAGGAUGUGGUGGAGAGAUCUACACCGAGGAAGGUGGAGUCUAUUCUCAAGAACAUGGAUCACCCACUUCACAACACCUUGAUGGACCAAAGGGCCAAUGGUGGUGGACGGCUCCUCUCUCUUCGCUGCAGGACAGAACGAUUCAGAAGAUCUUUUGUACCAACAGCCAUUAGACUUUAUGACUAAUGUAAAUAGUAGAUAACUGUUAUAUACAUAUUACAUGAGACAAAGGACAAUUGAAUUUCCCUUCAGGGAUUAAUAAAGUUAUUCUUAUUCUUAUUAGAAAUAAUGGAGUUUUAAAGUCAGAACUCAUAAAGUUCUUGUAUCAAGGUUACAGAGUCGGGGGAAAAUCAGUGAGGCCCAAGGAGCUUCAAGUCUAGUGUGACGCUUCCACAGUCUGUGAUGGUUUAGGGUGCCAUGUCAUCUGCUGCUGCUGGUCUACUGUGUUAUCAAGUCCACAGUCAAUGCAGCUUUAUGUCUACCAGGAGGUUUUACUGAGAUCCAGAUUUCCUUUUUCAGUAGGACCUGGUACCUGCCCACAACACAAAAAAAACAAACAAAAAAAUCUUGGUGUUACUGUUCUUGAUUUUCUAGCCAACUGGCCUAACCUAAACCCCAUAGAGGGUCUCUGGGGUGUCAUCAAGAGAAAGAAAAGAUACACUAGAGCAACAAUCCAGAUGAGCUAAAGGAGGUAUCAGAGACCUGCACUUCAAUAAGUCCACAGCAGAGACACAGACUGACUGACUUCGUGACACAAUACCCUGAUGCAGUAAUUCAUACCAAAAGGAGCUCCGACCAAGAACUAAGAGCAAUAUAGGAUAAUUUUUCCAAAGGUCACCAUUUCUUAGUUAUAAGUCCUUUUUUGGAUCACUGCUCUGUAAUAUCCUGGGGCCUUAUGUAUCAACGCUUGCGGCGCAAGAAAACCUUGUGUACGCCAAAAUCGGCGCACACAUCCAGAUUUAUCAUCGCGAAACGAGCAUCGGUUCCAGCGCUAAUCAACGCAAAGUCAGGAGGUGGUGUAGAAAUUGGCGUUGAGCCGAUACUUGCGUUGACUGUGAUUCGCACAUUGGCGACGCUGUGUGGCGGUGUUUGGUGACUCACUAUGUGACAAGCGUGCACCACAUCCCCGUGGCCGAGCAGCACGUCGCCCCACAUGACGAACCAGCAGCAGACGGAGGGAUGUGAGCUGAUCCCUGCCGGGCCGCCGUCCUCGCGCGGGAGAAUCUCAUCGCCACAGUGUGAAUGGGUAAGAAGUUAAUACACAGUCAAAUUAAUGAGCCAAAUUAAUUUAUUUUCUCCACCAGACGCUCGAGGACAUUUACGAGGCGGUCCAGCCGCUCGUUGAUCUCCGCGAUCCCCCUGAUGAUUUCUUCCUGCGAUUGCAGGACCCCCUCUGCGAGGACCCUUCCACUGCGUCCGGGUGGUCCAGCGGAAGCGCCGCGGCUGGUGGACGCUCCACCGCUUGUCGGCGCGCUGGUGCUGAUGCUGGUGCACCAGCUGUCCCGACGACUCCGAGCCGGCAGACGGGCUGCCGCGGGCCGGGGUUCCGCAAACCGGCGACACGGCCGACACAUUGAUUUCUGUGACACAAUAAAAAUAUUGGUUCAUUUCAAUUCCUGCUUCUGUGUAUCUGUUGCGUUUACAUCUCUCUUCACGGUAUCAUAGGUAAUGUAAUCCAGUAUUUAGAGGUCAGUUAUGCACAUUACAGUUGUUUAUUGCAUAAAAAGUUAUCGAAAAAUGAGGUUAAGGGCGAAGUAUAAAUCACGUCUAAAAAUAACCUGAAUCCCGACGUUGAAAUGAAGUAUAAACUUAGACUAGACGUCUAAUAUAUGUCUUUUGCUCAGUGGGAUGACAAAGCAUGUGGACAUUUGUGUGACACGCCACUUACCCUAUAAUAAUAAUCGCCACCACCCGCUGCUCAAACGGUGUGAGGGUCUCCUCCCCCGGACCCCCACCUGUCUGGCCAGUACUCCUCCGGAGGGCAGCUGUACGCCGCUUGACCUCCACCUUGAGGUCUGACCACUUUUUUUUAAUCUUCGCGGGGGUGCGUGUCUCGGAACCCACCGCAUUCACCCUCUCGCAAACUUUCUCCCACUCCAAGCGUUUUUGUUUUGCACUGACGCCACUGGACAGGCUGCCAAACAAAACACGCUGUCGCUUCUCCACCUCGCACGCCGUAAAUUUAGUUUUUCUUGUCAUUUUGUCUGCGUGCGAGGACAGGGAGACCCUAUUUAAAUAAAUCUGCAUAUUUAUAGGAGGGCGUAACGGGGACGGGCCCAGUCACUCCGACAUCUGCGCUCAAUUCCACGCUGAUUGGGAUUUAUCAAGGAAACACACGUGGAUUUCGGCGCCCGCACACCUUGAUACAUACAGAUUUUUUUCAGCGUGACGGACCUUGCGUGCGCUCGUUUCUGGUAUGAGUUCCACGCAAGUGUUGAUACAUAAGGCCCCUGAUGUUUUGAGAUAGAGGAUUUUGAUGCUGGUGAGCUGUAAGCUGUAAUGAUCAAGAUUCAAACAAAAAAUCUGGAAAUGUUGCACUGUAAAAGAGAUGAAUCUGGAAUAAUGAAAGUUGCACUUUUUGAGUUGAUUUAUGUGAGAAUUUUUUUUUUGAGCUGCACCUGUAAAUGCCAACACUACUCUUGUUAAUGGUCUAUGUUUUUUUAUUUCUGUGUAAGUUUUUUCCUCAGAGUGGCAAAAGUUCUAGUAUUUAGGAACAGGUUAGAUCAAUUCUUUUUUUCUCAUAUGAAGUGGUAACCUCCAGUCUUGAAAGAUAAAGCAGGGACUGAACUUUUUCCUCCACCCCAACCACAGCCAUAACAAAAAACAAGGACAAUGUUAUAGAAAACCCCCUACCAGGGUGGCACACUUACCAAUUAGCAUGUAAAAGAAUGGUCUUUGGCACAUAAAUAGUCAUAGUCACGGAGUUAAUAAAACUUCUUUGCAGGUAAUGGAUCUAAAGUGAGAACACUGCUUAUAAAGAUCAAUAAAUACUUUGUAAUGCACUUAUCUAGAGCUAUAAAAGUGGGGGUACUGUGGUAAGUGUGCUCAGGUUCAAACCCCACUUUUGGCUCCAUUCCCACAUGCCAUGACCCCCCCCCCCCCAAAUUCCAACUCUGUCAACUGUACUUUCUCUUCACUUAAGGCACAAAAAUCUAUGGAUGUCCUGACCAGGUUUUUUUCGCCCCCAACUCCAAGUCCAAGUCAUUUGAUUUUGAGUAUCUGCCGAUACAGAGUCUCAAUCCGAUACUUCUAUAGUACAUUAAAAAAAUUAAGAAGAGCGAAGAAAUAGAUCCAGGAUGUCCCUGAUUUUUUAUUUUAUUCACCAUAUUUGAUCAUUUCAGACUUAUAAACAGAGCACUCUGUGUGGUAACUUGAACAAUCAAGUAAUAAAAAAAUUCACAACAUUGAAGUUUAGUGCAACAAUGUCUAAUUUAAAAACAAACAGCAGCUCAACUUGAAUUACCUGGUAGGUAUGUAAACAAAUAAGAUAAUAAUAGUGCCACAGUGUUAUAAAGUAAGGCCAGUAAUGUGAUUUCCAUGAACCUCUGCUGAUGUGCUUCUCACGGAUGGGGCCUGUGACUGCCUCUCUUGUAGGAUUUCCUCAAAGGCGCUGUCCCGGCUGCUGCAUGAUUCAUGCCGUGGUGCCUCGCUCACUAGUUCUGCCAAAGCCACUGCUUCCUUUUGGACUGCACUGGCGACCCUUGUCCCCUCUAUUUUUGCCACCUCCUGGAUAAGGUGUUCCUUUGGAAGCGUCAGGUUGGCAGACUUUGUGAAGAUGCUAAAUAUAUAUAUAUUAUAUAUUAGAAUUACAGUAAUCCAGCCUAGAGGUAACAAAGGCAUGGACUAGUUUUUCCGCAUCACUCUGAGACAGGAUGGGUCUAAUUUUUGAAAUAUUGCGCAGGUGGAAAAAAGCUAUCCUAGAGAUUUGUUCAAUGUGGGAGCUAAAGGACAAAUCCUGAUCAAAUAAAACUCCCAGAUUUGGAAAUCCUCCAAUAAACCGUUGUUAUGAAGAAAAUCACAAAGUUGAUUCACAACAACUUUCUCCAGGACUUCAGAAAUAAAAGGAAGGUUGGAUAUUGGUCUAUAGUUAGCUAGGGUGCUUGAGUCAAAAGUAGGUUUUUUAAGGAGAGGCUUAAUCAAUGCAGUCUUAAAAGAAUGGGGAACAUACUGAUCUUAAGAUGGCGCCGUCCUAGCGGCAGCUUGUUGUAGUCUCCUUUGCACAUCUACACUUACAGAUUCAUUCAUCUUAGUACAUACUAUUUAAGUACUCAUAUUCAUUCAUUACCUUGUAUAGUCUUGUAUAUUUUAUCUAUUUUUUGUAUUUCUCUGUAUUGCUUGUAUCGGCUACUACAACAACCGAAUUUCCCCUCGGGGAUUAAUAAAGUUAUCUAUCUAUCUAUCUAUCUAUCUAUCUAUCUAUCUAUCUAUCUAUCUAUCUAUCUAUCUAUCUAUCUAUCUAUCUAUCUAUCUAUCUAUCUAUCUAUCUAUCUAUCUAUCUAUCUAUCUAUCUAUCUAUCUAUCUAUCUAUCUAUCUAUCUAUCUAUCAUAUCCUGUUAAUAAAGAUGUGUUGAUCAGGUUAAGCAAGGACAUACUGAUCAAAGGAAGAGUUUCCUUCAGCAGUUUAGAUGGAAUUGGGUCCAAAAGACACGUAGAUGGUUUGGCUGCCAGCACCACUGACUUUAACUCAGGAAGGUCAAUAGGUGCAAAGUUACUAAGGUGCACCAGAGGCCUUAGGGGCUCCUCAACAAUUUCAGGGUUAUCCAAGAGAGAGACACCUGACAAAUGCAAGAGGUUACUAAUUUUACUUCAUAUUUUUAAGAUUUUUUCAUUGAAAAAGCUCAAGAAGUCGUCGCUGCUGAGGGCUAAUGGGAUACAUGGUUCAGCAGUGCUCUGACAGUCCGUCAGCCUGGCUACAGUGCUAAAGAGAUACCUGGGGUUAUUCUUAUUUUCUUCAAUAAGAGACGAGUAGUAAGUUGUCCGAGCACGUCGUAAGGCCUUUUUAUAUUUAUCAAGACAUUCCUGCAAGAGAAAACGAGCUUCAGCUGUUUUGGAAGAGUGCCAAUCCUUUCUCGUCUUCUUAAUAACUAUUUCAGCGCACAGGUUUCAGCAUUAUACCACAGAGCCAGCCUCUCGCGUGUAAGAGUUUUCUGUCGAAGAGGAGCAACUGAGUCAAGAAUUGAUCACAAUGUGCCUGAGGUAUCAUCGACGAACUGAUCAAGUUGCAAGGGACUGAUGUUCAAGUAUGAGCUAUCAGUGAAGUUCCUCUCAAGCACUGAAUUAAGAGCAGAUGGAAUUGCCUCCUUGAACUUAGUCACAGCAUUAUCAGACAACCUUCUAGUUAGCACGGCUUUGUUAUGAGGAGAGUAGCCUGAAAGCACAAAUUCAAAAGUUACUAGAAAGUGAUUUGAUAAAAGAGGAUUUAAUGAGCUGACUGACAAGGCUUCAGCUUCAAGGCCAUAAGCCAGGACAAGAUCGAGGGUGUGGUUAAAGCAGUUCGUAGGUCCAUGUGCACACUGUGUAAACCCAAUUGAGGCUCGCAAGAACAAGAAAGAAAUGCUUAAGCUAUCAUUUUCCACAUCCACAUGAAUAUUAAAGUCACCAAUGACAAUGACUGUCUGCACGAAGGACUAGAUCAGAUAGAAACUCUGAGAAUUCUGACAAAAACUCAGAGAUUGGGCUGGGAGGGCGAUAAACUAUAGCAAAUACCAGUGGUCUCAUGGUCUUGAGGCUGGAUGCAGAAGACUGAGAACAAGACUUUCAAAAGAGUUAUAAUCCAGUUUUGGUCUUGGGUUAAUUCCAAGACUGAAAUUAUUACAGUUUUUCUCAGUCGCUUUGGUACAUUUCUCGAAUCAUCCUCGACAUUUGCAAAACAGUAAGUUCUUUUCUCAAAACAAUUUGUACAAAUAGCAAAACACCAUGGAUUACCUGCAAAAGCCAGUCUCUUGCUCAAAAUCCUUAGUACAUCUCUCAAAAGUAAAUAUCUGUGUCAAUGAACAUGUCAGUGCCAUCAGAAAGACAAGUCCUUGUGUCAUUGUGUACGGAUAAGACAGUCAAAUUGCUUAGUCAUGUUGUCAAUAUAACAGUGUACUCUGGAGGGAUGUUCUGAUGUAAACUAUGGCCAAAGUUUUGAUGACAAUCAUUGUAAAUUGUAAGUUACACCUCAGUGUAUGUGGGAGAUUGAUUGCAAGAGACUGUAAUUUGAUGACAGACCAUGUCAUUGCGAUACAGAAAAGAAAAAGACAGCACUGCAGAGCACAAUAAAAAAAAACAAAAAAACAAAAGUAGAAAUGUGAACAUAGGACAAUUUCCUUAGGGAAAACUGGAAAUGCAGUGCUGUAAGAAUUACAGUACAGUCUUCCUACACCUCCUGAUGUUCCUGUCUGUUGGGCAAUAAAUUCUUAUCCACAAAAUGUCUCUCAUCCAAAAUGUCACUGUAUAUACUAUACUUACUGUAUAUUGUAAAAUGAAAGUCGAAUACUGCAAUAUUGUAUGAAGCAUCACAGAAAGUAUACAGUAUUACAGUACAGUGCCUAUUGUUAGAUUACAAACCUGUUCUGUCAACGAAAAGUCUCAAUGAUUGAGGACACAGUUGUUCUCCCAACAUUUGGCUGCACCCUUCGGCCAGCCUCAGCCAUUGUAAGCCCAUGAUUGAGAACGUGGUCUACAAGUGUACCUCUUAUCUCAUCAGGAACAUGCAUAUGUCCUCUGCCUCUUCUGCCUCUUCCUCUGUUUUGCCUCCCAACUCCUCCGCCACGCAGCCUCACUCCUCUUCCUCUUCUUCUCUCUGGCUGUUGACCCCGUCCAAUUCCUUGUCCUUCCAUUGUCAGACAUUGUAACAUUGUGUUGUACCCUGGCAAUAUAUGUACUUGCCAGUUGAUGGUUCAUGAGAUGCACCUUUGAGCUGUUUCAGAAAAGUGGUUGAUCAUUGGUUGAUCUAAUGCUUCACACAUUUCCCACCGUUAGAGAAAGUCAAGAUUCACCUGGGAGCAAUUUACCAAUUCAGGGCAGAUUCAGAAACGUCUCAUGAAAAUGUAUAGAAAUAUGCUUGACAUAUUAUGACAGCUUGUUCAACCAUUUUGCGUGUAAAGACUUAUGCGAUGAACUAAUGCCUAAAUGUUGUGGGGGGUGAGACUAUUCAACAGAGACCCAUUAUAAUACAUUUUGAUCAACAUGACAUAAGCAAUUGAUAAUGUAGAAAACAGCAGAAAAUUGUACAUAAUCAUUUGCAUGGCUGUACCAAAGCAUUUGCAAGUUGGUCAAAGAAAUGAGAAACUGCUUUUUUGAUGUGCACAAGUGGCACAAUGAUGUGAAGAUUGAACACUUAGUUUUGAGAAUUUCAAUUCUGAUCUAAGAAAUGUACCAAAGCAACUGAGAAAAACUGUAAUAGCUGCAACUCCACCACCUCGGCCAGAGUCCCGAGGAAUGUGAAAGCUUAGGUGGCUAGGAGGAGUGGAUUCAUUCAAGCUGACAUAUUCAUCCUGACGCAGCCAAGUUUCAGUUAGGGAGAGUAAAUCAAUGCGAUGAUCAGAGAUUAGUUCAUUUAUUAACACAGAUUUGGAACUUUGAGACCUUAUGUUCAGUAGACCACAUUUUAUCUUACUACUACUCAGUUCAGCUAUGUUAGCAGUUUUAGUUCUAGUAAGGUUGUUGUUAUUUACUCCUUUGUUAAUCGAUCGGUUAGAAUGAAAGAGCAGAGGACAAGGGACAGACAGUCUCUAUAUUAAAGUGACAGUAGCUGCUCUAACAAAAGUGCAGAGGAACGUGCAGAACUGUGGCUCUGCUCCCUUGUCUCUGUAUAUAAGUGAUAGUGGCUGGGAAGCUGCUCUAAAGGAGGCGCAGGGGGGCAUGUAAGACUGCGGCCCUGCUCCCUUAUCUCUGCUCUGAAUUGUUAGUGGUUCGGACUAAUAAAAUCGGCCAGAUUUCUUGAUAAACGGGCCGCUACAUCUCAAGUGGGAUGAAUGCUGUCCCGACUAAUCAGACCGGGCCAGGGUGUCUGUCACACUCAGCUGGAUAAGCAGGCCCUCAUGCAUACAGACUUGGCAAGCCAAACUCCGCACUCCCAUAUCCUCCAUGCCUAUCUUCAUAUUUGCAGCAUUGUCACACAAAAUUACGUGGACCUGCUGCUUGUCGAUUCCAAGUUGUUUAGCAUCUUUUUCAUGGCCUGUUGGAUGCACUGUUGUGUUGGAUCCACAAAAUUCCUGGGCGUGCAGAGUCGCACGGCAUAAAACAAAACUGGGGGUCGAUAAAUUGUCAGGUGAGAGUCAGUAAUGACAUCGGAACCACAGACGAACUUGAGAUAUCUGUUGUAAAUGAAACAUGGGGCACGUCUGGUAACAGGACACAUAGGGCUCUAUUUUCAUGUCUGCCGGUUUUGCGGCGGACUCCGCACAGUGGUAUUUUUGUCUGGCAGAGCCCGGCGUACAGCCAGUUUGCUAUUUUCAUGGACUGAGGAACACCGAGGUCCCAAGCUAGGCAUGGUGGCGUGGCAGGGGGAGGUGUCAACAGAAUUAGCUGGUGCAGUGACAUUUUUGUGCUCGCCGCCGGCGAGUAAAGUGCGCUGAGAGCUCACCGAUUCAGACCUGGUCAGCUUCAAGCACAGGGGGAGCGCAGCUGGUCUAGUGGCAUUUUGGUAGACCGGCGGCAUAUCGGCAGACGUCACUGAUGCCUCACCGGCAGAUUUCCACAGUGUCAGGCACAUUUCAGUGCAAUAAAUAAUCAUCAACAACUAAUAAUCCGAGUCAGCACAUACAGUACAUUUAGAUCCAUAUAGAUAUAUUCUGAUCUAUAUCUGAUCUGAUGAGCGCGUUUGGCACGUGUUUAGACACUCAACCUGACAGAAUUAACACAGCUGAAACCGCAUUAAAUUAAAGUAAAUAUCUAGUAAAUAGUGAACAAGACAUAUUAUUCGUCUCCCUCCUUUUUUUUCUUCCUCUUCCUCUUAUUUCUUGCGCAGCUCGACCUGGACAUGUGUCCGUGUCCUCUCCCCAUCCUGCUGCAGCUGCUGCUGUGGCGGCUGAACAGAUGAUUUAUUUUAGUGAUCAGAUGAGUUAUUUACUUUAGGCCUACAUACGAAUAUUAUAACAUUCAGUUUUGUGAGCAAAAUUCAUUUUAUAUGCCAUAUUCUAUGAAAGAAAGAGCCAGGCCACGGAGCACGAUGCGUCAUUUCAAGCAUUUUAAUUCCGAUUUUAAUGCCAUUAUUGGAAUUUAUGUUGUGAUCUGUGCGCACAACCCACCUUUGUCAUGUGAGGUUUAAAUAUAUGCAACUUUAUGUGAUUGUCUUUAUUUGUCGAAAAGGGUGUUUGAAGAUUGUAAUACGUCUCACCGGUGGCGGAUUACAAGGCGAGGAGAGGAGCUUUUGUGUUUGGUGAAAACAGGUCUCGGCUGUGUCAAACCCACUCCACGCCUUCUCUCCUCCCUCCCUACGAUUUACGCCACUGGGAGGAGCUGAGUUAGGGAGGGGGGUUAUUUACGCCGGGCUGCUUCACUCACCAAAAUACCAAAUUGUGCUUGGGAAUGCCUUGUCAGCACAGCGGACCUGACUUACACCGUGCAUGCGCCACGUCGCCAGCGAGGCACGGAAAUAGAGCCCAUAGUUAGUCACAAACCUUUUUUUGAAGGCAGAGCCUUCUCAGUGAAAUAGUGGCAAGAGGGCAUGUAAAAUCAGAGUUCCAAGUAUUCAUUAGCAUAAGAAAUCCAGGAUCUUCUACAAGGGCGAAUGGCUGGUCACUCAUUGCCAUCAUUUGUGCUAUUUUAGCUGUCAACAACCGAGCCUUCUCACAGUCAUCGGGCAUUUUUUUCUCUCCGUUUCAAAGUGUCUUGCAGGGUAGGCUGACUUGUAUUUGACUUGGUUGCCUGGGUAAACUGUGUGUAUUGUGUCGGGUGUUUGUUUCUAAGGUGCCGUAUCAGGUUGGUUGUGUCGAAUGCAGCCUUGUCCUUGCCACUUCUUGAAAUCCCAAGUUUGCAUAUCUCACUGUUAGCAAUCGCACCAUUUUUGUCAUCCACUUUAAAAUACCUCCACACAGCAGACAUAUCCGUGCCCCCAGGUUCAAGCUGCUGCCGUGUUCUGCUCCGCUUUACCGCACGCAGCAAAGAGACGUCAUGUCGCAUGCACCACCAUAUAACAGUAAAUACUAAGCUGUUAUUUUUCCCAUUUGUUUUGAAAUAUUAUAGAUAUGAUAAGAAAAAUAAUGAGAAUAAAUAUACAUAUUGGAGUGAACCCGCAAUAGUGAAUGUGCAUGGCUGGGGUGUAUGUGAUUGGAUGUGAGAGCGAGGGGGUGGGGAGAGUGACUGAGAGAUGAGGGUUAUGUGUGUGUAUGUGUGGGGGUGAUGAAUGGAGGAGAUCUGUCUGUUGGUAGUUGCAUGGAUGUUCCCGGAAGUUCUGCAAUAAAGGCAGCGGCUCUGUUCAGAGCAUUUUGUCUUCAAUACAUCUUGCUUUACGCGUCAGACAAGACACUACAAUACAUAGAAAUAUAUCCGAUCCCUGAUUGGGAUGUAACUUCAGAUUCCGAUUGAGUCUGAAAGCAUGUGAUUGACCCCGAUUUCCGAUCACAUAAUUGGAUUGGGGCAUCCCUACAAAAAUCCCAAAAAUACAAUUAAAAAGGAAAAAAAGCAAAUCAAACUUAUUUGCUGGUACUGGAUCUUAAAGGUAGGAUAGGCAGUGAUGUUCAGAUACACUUUUUGUUAUAGUGGAUGAAAUGGCCCUUCCACCCUGAGAGUAGUCAAUUCAUUAUGUAUUCAGAAAGAGAAAGGAAAAGAAUCCAAGAUCUGGGGCAGCCGCAGGACUGUAAAAACUUUAACCAAUCAUAGCAUUUGGUCCGAAUGUAAAGAACCAAUCAGAUGCCUCCAAGUCUCGCCCAGCUCCCUCUGCCUCACCUCACCUGUUAUCUGGAGAAUAUGUGACCAUUUUACAAUGGCAGAGAAAAAGCAGCGUAAAAUACUAGUUCCAGCGCUGGCUGUGACGGCCCGGUCGGCUACACCGCCAAAGACGAGAAAGGUGGAGGCAGAAAGGGCUGCAAUGAGGAAGUUUCUGGAUAAAGCCAGAGGACAAACCAGAGUCAACAGCAGCCUCCCCUGCGGUGGAGACAAUAGAGCGAUUGUUUUGUUUCUGUUGGAAAGGUAAUUAUUUGUUUAGCUUUGGUGGAUUUUUUUUUUUUUUCUGAAAAAAUUUAAUGUUCGCCAGCUUAGCUGCUUUGGUAGCUCAUAUUAGCCCGAUGCUAAUAUUAGUUUUUCUCUGCUUUUUAGCGGUCGUGGCAGUCAGUGUUGCGCCGUAGAAUGCACCCCUGACAGGAGCAUAGUUGAAAGUACUUAACAAGGUGAAAUAAUCCAAGUUUUCCUUACCAUUGGACAGAUUCAAAAGCUUGUGCCUUUAACGAUUUCAUUCAGGCUAUUCAGAUAAGCCAAAAACAAUAGCCCUAUGAUUCAGAGUAUUUGCUGUCCCGAUAAUAUAAUGUUCUUUACCUUGACAGCUUACUGUACAUUUUAUAUACCCGAGUACACUUCUAUAUAUGCAUUUUUGAGUCAGAGUCAACAGAACGAAAGUUUGCUGCUCCAUUUGACAUGUUGUCAUGAUCCAAUAACUGUGUUUUUUUUUUUUUUUAAUAUGAGAUCAUUUUCUUCCACUUUAGUGCUGCAUUCGAGUUACCUUGGAAGUCAGAAGUCCAAGCUGAAAAUGACGUCACACCCAAGUUGCUAGCGUUUCAAUUACCAAGUCGGAAAAAAGCAAAAUUGGAGGCCUGAAACAAGAUGGCCACAUCUACGAAAUAUAUUUUAGCUGUUGCCUUCUCCGGAUAUAAGCCAAGCACCAAAAUAACUUUCGUAGUUGUAACCAUCCUGUCUCAGGUCUCCAAUGUUGCUUUUUUCUGACUUGGUAACUGAAACUCUAGUAACUUGGGUGUAAUGUCAUUUACAGCUCCGACAUCUGACUUUCGAGGUAACUUGAAUGCAGCAUAAGAAGCUAAUGAGUGGAUGGGAUGUAGGGGAUGCAUUCCACAGCACAACACCGGCGUUAGGGUCCUGCUGUAUUGAAGAGGUUGUUGGAUGUGACAUUUUGGUCAUAUCGCACACCUUCAGUCACCAGUGUCUGCAUGGUAGUCUGUUGGCAUCUACAAUAGCACCAAUGCUAUUUACUUUCCUGUUGCCUGUUCCCAUUUCUAAUUAUCUAAAGAAUUUAUCUGUAUUAUAUCUGAAUUAAAUUGGAAGCACCAUUGUUGUUUAAAAAAGGCCUGCGUAGUGGUGUUGUUGACUGAUUAAGCAGUUUGGAAAGUAUGCAGAUAAAAUAAAUAAGUACAACAGCUAUUUUAGGCAGCGUAUUUGUGGCAUGUGGUGUAUUUAGAGGACCCAGAAGCAGACACAGAGGCAGAUAGCAAAUUAAAGAUGUAAGUUUAAUGUCCAAACUCAAAGGGGAAAAGACACGAGGAAAGUCCGGUUUGCUGGCUGGCUGUUGUAUGGGCUGGAGACACUAAAAAAACAAAGGAGAUGGGAGUGAGACAACACACAAAAAUUCACAGGGAGCAAAAAGUCACAAGCACUUUUCCGAAAAGAAGGCCAGGAGACGCGGCUGUACCACUCAGGAGUGAAGACAAUACUCAAGUGCUGAGACUGAGGGCUACUGGCUUCUUAAAGGGCCUUGAUUGCCGAUGCAGUGCAGGUGUGGAGUCUCACUCAGCCUCAGCGACCUGGGAGGGGGAGGGUGCUCUGGAACAGAGUCAAACCAGACCAGAGGCCUGUACUACGAAGCUGGAUUUGGUCUUAGCGAGAUAACUUCUCGAUAACUUCUGGGUUUUCUGUACUACGAAGGUGGAUCUCUUUUUAUCCAGGUCCGUUGCCCCGGUAACUUACGCGGAACGGCAAACCUGCUCCGUAGCAGGUUAUGUUUCAGGAUAAGAUCUCAGCAGGUAUAAAAAACCGCCCACUGACCAAUCGGAUCUCUUGGAAAAUGGCUUGCCCAAUCUUGCCGGAUCCCGGGGACAUCGUUGCACGGAUAGUGAGAGGAGCGCUUCGCCGAGAGCGUUAUAUUCAUGAUCGUUCAAUCCCGUUUGAUUUACCUGAUGAUGUUCUCUAUGAAUGUUACAGGUUUUCCUCGGACGGCCUCAAUAUUCAGGUAGUAUGAAGUCUAAGCAAUGCACAAAUAUUUGCUAAGCUCCAGGUUCCAAUUUCAUGCGGCAUGUCAGUCGUCAUUCAGAAUUUAUUGAAGCAGAUUAGAAAACUCUUAACCCCAAAUGUGUCUGCAGAUGACAUGUGACCAUCAGAUGAUGAAGAAAAAAGAAAAAAAGGCAGUGUGAGGAAAUCACUGUUUACGUGUUGAAAUAUGUACAAAUAAAAUCUUCCAGUAAACUUACAAACUACUUUAAAGGAUGUUUUUAGAUUUAUUUUUAUUUGCUCCCACGUACUCUUUUCCCCACUGCUGUUGUGUCUGAAAUAAUGAGGUCUAUGAUGGAGGUGAUCACACACGCUGCAUGACAACAUAUUAGGGGGCCAUAAAUUUAUGAACGCACAAAUGUAAUUUACACAAUCGAUGAUUUUUUUUGUCAGCAGUCCCUCCGGCUUUUAGUGGCUGUGGCUGUCCUGCUCCUCGCUGUUAUAAUGUUGCGGUACUCCUCGUAAAAUAAUGCUCUGUUCUUCAGCUGUGAAAAAUGACGUGCAGCCUUCUCCAUUGUGGAGAUUGGUCCGGUGGCACUGACCCCACCCCCUUUACGUGUGCGCGCACAGAUCUGAAGUGGCCACACCUGGAUUCAGUUAUCGAGUUGGAUAACCAGCUUCGUAGUACAGCUGAUCGGGAUCGCGGAGAUCCGGUGAAGUUGAGCGAGUUGUCGCAGAGUUAUCCUGGAUGUGUUAAUCCAGCUUCGUAGUACAGGCCUCAGGAAAACAAAGAAAAACAGGAAGUCCAACUAAAAUAAAACAAGAGGAGAAGGCGUCUCACCACAGUAAUAUCUUUAUGCCACACUCUCCUGUUCUACAUUUCAGCUACUGCAAACUGUAUAACAGAAAGUCCAGAGCAAGGAGUUUGUACACCAUAAAGGCCCCACAAGAUGUACAUCAGACGAAGAGGACUUAUUGUUUGGAUAUUUUUUUUCCAAUAGAUUGAUGUUAUAUUCUAUCUUAUGUGUCAUUUUAAGGCACCGCUACUACUGCUGACUCUGUUGUGACAAAAAUUGGUCAAGUCUUUGCUGAUGUGGUUGGUAAUGAUAAUGAUAAUUUACUCGUCUGGUAAUAAAUUGCCGGGGAGUCGGAACAAGUAUGAGCGUCUGUUUGUGGGCUGGGCCUGCUGGAGCAGCGAGGGAGGGGAGAGGAGGAGCUGAGGAGAAAACUGGUGGGGAGGGUAAGUGUUUACAUUCAAAAUUUCUCCCAAAAACUGGCACUUCUGAGAUCCUGCCUCCCCCACCUUUAAUCUUUAUAGGCAGUGUUCCUACUUUAGAUCCAGUACCUGCAAAGAAGCUUUAUUAGUGCACAAUAAGUGCAUAACAAAGUAUUACACAGCUUUUAUAUUUCCUUAUGAAGCAUAGUUAAUGUAAACAAACAGCUCAUUGAUGUUUAUGACAGUAUAUAAACAAUAAGUUUCUAAUCAGAGCAUAAUGAGUGUCUUAGAAGACAUGAUAAAGGUAUUUAUUAUGUCUCUAUCAACAUUUAUACAAACUUAUUUGUGUUAAUAAGAAUCCAAUAAUGUCUUUUAAUGUCUUAUGAGUGACUUAUUACAUAUUAAUUACAACUUAUUACAACCACCUUAAUAUAAAGUGUUACCCAAUUUCCUUAGUGCUGUCUCAUGCUGCAGUUUCCUAUCACCUCUGACUGCCUUUGUUCUUAUCACACUGAAAAGGAGGAACAGUGAAAACACGCUAUCAGAUGAUAAGUUUUAACUCUCAUCACAGUCAUUGUCACAGUCCCCAAUGUUUUAUCUCAUAUCUGACUGUUCUGUCAGUGUUUCUACCACAACAACUUUUUUCCUCUGUGCAGGGUACAGAGAGGGGUUUCUAUGGAAACGAGGAAGAGACAACGGUCAGUUUCUGAGCCGAAAGUUCAUCCUCUAUGAAAGAGAAGGAGCACUGAAAUAUUUCAACAAACAGGAUGUAAGUAAGAGGACACAGCUCUUAACAGGUCUGAAAUGGUGUGUACCGCAGCAAAAUUCUACUUUGGUAAAAGCCAGUCAUUGCUUGAAAUGUAAGUCAUCCAUGUUGUUCCUCUACUAAGGCAAGGGAUCCCAAAGCAGUGAUGAAAAUAGAAACCCUUAAUGCUACUUUCCAACCAGCCAAGAUCGGCAACCCAUGUGGUCUGCAAAUCACCUACCUGAAGGACAACAGCACAAGAAACAUCUUUGUCUACCACAGUGAUGCAAAGGUAAAUGCAAAAGGUCCCAUAUAAUUAGAAACAUUUUUUUGCCUACACAGUAAACCUAUGCCAUCCUUCAGAAAUCCCGUGGAAGAAUCAUCACAAGAGUAACCCUCAUAGCCCUGUAUGAAAACUGCUCCCACUCCGGGAGUUUUCCACUUCUGCAUACUUAUUGUUUUACCUUGCAGAGUCAUGAUGUUUCAGGUAAGAUCUAAACAUGCCAAGUGCCCUGUUGUAUAUAUUCUGUCCCAGCAAUGCUUUUUAUUUUUGACAACAAUGGGCGAGCUAUAGUGCUAGCCAUUUUACCUCUGCCUGAAAACAGGAAUAACACUCAGUCACACUAAAAAUGAGUAAGCCCAAAUGUCUGUUUAUAAAGAUUAAAAUGAUUGAUGAGGUCCAUUUUUCUAAGUUUUUAAUUUCAUGGUUUAAAAAAUAAGAUGUUAAUUUUCUUCUCUUUAUCAUCACUAAAAUUUUCUUCUAGCAGAGACCCCAAGACUCAAAUCCCCAGUCCUCAAUUAUUGACAUUUCCUAAACGAAAGAGAUGAUCAAAUUCAGCUAUUGAAUCAUAGACAGAUAUAAGCCAAAAACUCUUAAGUGGCUACAGUUAAGUGUAUAAAAUCUGCAGCUGCAAUGUACUGUAUGUAAAACUUCUUCAUAGAAUACAUGGCUAAAUUUCCCAACAUCAGUCCAAAUAAGGGAUGCAUUAAAAUGAAAAUUAUUGGCCGAAACCAAAAACCGAAAAUUAGGGAACCGAGGCCGAAAAUCCGAAUCACAGUAUGAAAUUAUCAUGCCAAUAAUGAAUUCCAUUGCAUUUAUGGUCAUGAUUGCACACGAACCUCACUAAAAUAAAGACAUUGCAAUUGCAGAAAUAAAUAUUUAAUUAAUAUUAAUUAGUAUUAAAUAUUAGAUCAAUUUUAAUUCAUGCAAUUUCAAUGUGAGUUUUGAGAUUUUAUGAGUCACCGUGUGUCUGCAUGUUCUGUGUUGUUUACAACCUUUAGAUGGUGCCUGUGAGUCAGGGGCAAAUACAAUUUGAAAGUUCUACUGGGGUGUUUAUACCCAGCGUGAAUAAAAUCAUCUACUCUCUUUAUUUGUGCAUAUCUAGAUGUGUGAAUGAAAAGUAUUUACUUGCUUUAUUCACACAAAUGAUUCACAAGGAUCCAUUUGAGAAUCAACAGAGUGCUUAAAAGCCGUGGAUAGCGAUUUAUGCUAAUUUCAACUGUGAUCCUUGCCAAUUCAACCAGCGGUAGCAAGUGAUUUACAAGAUAAUCUGACCUCCUCACUCACUUUCCUCCUGGGGGGCACCUUUGUAUUCCUGUUUUUAUUAAAAAAAGCUAUGGAUACAAGGGAGUGGGAGAGCCUCCUUUAAGCAUGGUAGGAGUGUACCACAUUCAGCAGAUUGCUGCUUUGUUUUUAUUGUGGAAGGCCCACAACCUCCAGAGAUGUAGGCGCCGAUGUGUCUGGGUCUCCUCCAAUAGCUGCACCUGGAUGACGGCCGUUUCCAGUGAUAGUCACAGGUUACCCGAAACCCAAUUUGACGACCUGUCGGUGGGUUGGUGCCAGGAUAUCUCACCAGGAUGCCAAUUACAGGCCAACAAUCGUGCAAAUAACUCGCUCAAUCCGUGGUAUUUGUGCCGCCCAAUUCACAUCAUUCAUGCCACCAGAGUAGAAAAAGUGUCAAAUCACGUGUUUGCAUUGACUUUACAUAAAAUGUAUUUGUUUUAUCAUUGAUUUUACUUGCACUUGGUGUGAACACCCCUUAAGAUAAGAAGUGUUAUGAGCGGUUUAAAGACGUGGCCAGAGGAAGAAGUACCGUCAGUGUGUAUUUUCUUUCAAGCAGCCGAGAGCUGGAGCCAAGCAUUAGUUUGCGUUGCAAUGUUGAUGAUAAGGCAAUGAAUAAAAAAUGAGAAGAGGUGAAACUGCCACAGACAGAAUGGGUGUGCUUCGGGGAUUUUCCUUUUUUGUGCUGCAUUUUUCUCAUAUUCAGAAUGGUGACUGGGAUGUUUGGAUUUCAGGUGAUAAAUUAAACCAGACGUGAAGAAACUCUAUGCAGAUGCACCCCCUCCUGAAAUUUUAGCAUCACACGCUAUGCUAAUCACUAUCCAUGGUUCUCAGCUACAUUGAAACACAUCCACACCGCAGACAUAUUGGCCCUUAUCCAGACAAGUGUGUGCUGGCUGUGGUUUUUGCUUGCCUCAUCACAAAAUUCACAACAUCCUGUUUCGGCUGUGUUGUUUCGGUGAUAAAAGUCUUUUGGACGAAAACUGAAAAUGUAAUUUUGGGCUAUUUUAGGCCAAAAAAUUUCAGUGGUGAAAUAUUUGGUGCAUCCCUUGUCCAAAUACAUGGAAAGAAUCUGGUGCGACAAAGGAUGUGGGUGUCAUAUUUUCACAUCCUCACACCCUCUUAAACCAUGUGAGUUUUUAGCCAGACAAACUCUUUAUCCGUAACAGUAUGGGCUCUAUUUUUGUGCGUUGCCGGAGACGUGCCGCAGGUGCAGUGUAAGUCAGGUCCACCGCUCCAACAAGGCGUUCCCAAGCACAAUUUGGUAUCUUGGGGAGCGGCCCAGCCCGGCGUAAGUAUCCCCCCUUCCUAACUCAGCUCCUUGCAGCGGCGUAAGUCGUAGGGAGGGAGGAGAGAGGGCGUGGAGUGGGUUUAACACAGCUGAGACCUGUAUUGACCAAUAACAUCAGCUCCUCACCUUUAAAUCCGCCACCGACGAGGCGUAUCACUAUUUUUGUGAAGUAGUCAAAGAAAUCAAGAGAUGUCUGAAGACAGUAAUGCCACACGAUGGCGACAGAAGGCAGCCCCUCAACAAGUGUCACUGUAAGCACUGCAGAAGGCGUCCUUCACACUCUCUCAUAUGAGCACAGAUGGAUUUGGUGUGUGUAAGUUUGGACCCACUAGUAAGACAAACACUCUUUUCAACAAAUAAAGACAAUCUCAUAAAGUUGCAUAUAUUUAAACCUCACAUGACAAAGGUGGGUUGAGUGCACAGAUCACAACAUAAAUUCCAAAAAUGGCAUUAAAAUCGGAACCAUCUGUGCGUAAAUGACGCAUCGCACUCUGUGGCGUGGCUCUUUCUUUCAUAGAUGUUGGCAUAUAAAAUAAAUUUGGCUCACAAAACUGAAUAUUAUAAUAUUCGUGUGUAAGCUUAAAGUAAAUAACUCAUCUGAUCACCGAAACAAAUCAUCUGUUCAGCCGCCGCAGCAGCAGCUGCAGCAGGAUGGGGAGAAGACAUGGAGACAUGUCCAGGUCGAGCUGGGCGAGAAAUAAGUGGAGGGGAAGAAAGAAAAGGAGGGAGAAGAAUUACACAUCUUGUUAACUUCAUCAUGUGUGUCUAUUUACUAGAUAUUUAAUUUAAUGCGGUUUCAGCUGUGUUGAUUCGGUCAGGUUGUGUGUCCAAACGCGCUCAUCAGAUCAGAAUAUAUCUAUAUAUGGAUCUAAAUGUAUGUGCUGACUCAGAUUAUUAUUUGUUGUUGAUUAUUUAUUGCAAUUAAAUGUUCCUGACACCGUGGAAACCUGCCAGUUAGGCAUCGGUGACGUAUGCUGAUUCGCCGCAGUUCUACCAAAAUACCACUAGACCAGCAGCGCUCUGCCUGUGCUGAAAGCUGACCAGGUUUGAAUCGGCAAGCUUUCAGUGCACUUUAUACACCACCGGUGAGCACGAAAAUGUCACUGCGCAAGCUAACUGCGCAACACCUCCCUCUGCCACGCCACCACGCCCAGCUUGGUGGACCUCGGUGCGCCUCGGUUCAUGAAAAUACCAAACUGGCUGUACGCCGGGCUCCACCAGACGAAAAUACCACUGCAUGGGGUCCACCACCCUCCACAGCCUCACCGGCGGACAUGAAAAUAGAGCCCUUUAUGUGAAGCAUUUGCUUUCGUAGCUACACUUAAAUUAAAAAUGUUUUGAUGGAUACAUAUGUUUGCUGACAAUGACUAUCAGGAUGCUCUUGGCUUUGGGCUUUCUGCUAGGGGCAUUUGGAGAGGGCCUCAAUUUCUGCAGUGUAAACCAUUAUGGAUGUAAAUAACAUCAAACAACCCCUGAUAAACAAUGUAGCACAAAAUGUAGAUAUCCACUAUCUCUGUAGUCCCUAGCCUGCUAAUCUUGAAUGUAUUGUUGUAAAUUCUGUUGUAUAAACCCUAAACUCAGUGUAAAUGCACUGAUGUAUAACUUCUUUUCUGCACCCUAUGAAAAAAUCAAUUUUAAUCUCUAUACUUUUUGACUUAACUGCACACUCUUUCAUGUGAUUUUUUUCAUGAAAGUCCAAUGUGUGUGCAUUGCAUGCAGCCAGGAUUCCGGAUGCUCAAAUGUAACAGGGAACUAGGAGCUCUCGUAGGUAUGAGGGUGCCUGCCAUAAGGAGCUUUGUAGGUCAGAAGAAGAAUUUCACAGUCUACCCUUAGAUGAGGGAGUUAAAGAAUGUAUCCUGGUCAAAAAGACUUCCCAGAUUUGUCACUGUAUUACUUACAUGUAGUUUAGCCUGCUUAUUCCAAAAAUUCCACAAUAAGAAAUUGUGUCUCUAAAUCUAUGCUGGUCGCUCUUUCAAACUGCAACUCCCUCUUCUUUGUGGUGGUGCAACCUCUUUUUCCUUGUUGAUGUUGGCAUCUGGCCUAGUUCUUGAGCCUCAAAAAGCUUUGAUCAGUUUUUGGAGGUCAUAGGAGAGCCUAAAGUGUGUGGGAAUGUAUUUAAGCAGCACAGGGCCUGAGGCCAGUGCUCAGUGGACAACAGUUCCUUUUAGUUUUAGUCACAUCUGGUUCAAGUAGUUUGUCUAAUUUAAGGAGAUGACAAGUCAAAACAUUUAAGUUGUGUUGUUUUCCACUUACUCCCACCAAAGAGCUGGUAAAGGCGCAAACAACUGUACCCUAGACUGUAAAAAUGGCACCGAUCAGCAGUUCUGUGAUCACAAGUUUACUACUGUUUGCAGUAACAAGUACCCAAACACCUUUCCAAAUGCCGAGAUUUUAAAAGGCUUGUUAAUCACUACCUUUGGUCAAAUAACAGCCAACUAGACAACAUUAUGGCAGAAAGCAGUAUUUUUACUGUUGUUUACACUCUGUGUAUCAGGAGCUACAUGAAAGUAUGCCAAAGGGAAAGCUCAGUUCAUCACAUAUUGACUUUUGAUUCCACUGUCACACUCUGCUGUGUAUCUCAGGCUGACUCCCACUCACCUGCCACACCUCACCCCUGCCACACCUCCUCAUCAGCACUGAUUCCCCACACCUGUGAGUGACAAGCUGCAGCUCCUCACUGCUGAUUAGCCAGCCAGCAUUUAAGUCACUCUGUGUCCCUCAGUCAGUGCCAGAUUGUCUUCGUAGCAUGCACGACUCUCCAGCAUUAUUUCUUGGAUUGACUUCUCGGUUUCGACUCCUGCCUGUCUCUGACCACGUCUUAUCGUCUCAGCCCUUGGAUCCCCUGUCAAGUUUCUUCGCUCCGGUGAGAACUUCAGGUUUUGCUGUGUUGCUGGCUUCCCGACCUACUGCCUGUCCACGACUAUCCUUUCGUCCGAUCCCUCUGGAGUUAGUCUGGCCCGCUGAUUGUCUGCCUGGAUUCGACCUUGCCUCUGCUUCGACCACAAGCUCAGCCUGCCCCUCGACAGUGCUGCUGCACUUCACAAAGACUCUCAGGUGUAGUGUGUUUUCUGUGUGCACUCACCUUUCUGCCUGUUGGACCUGUUACCUGUGGAUCUGUCUCCUGUUGGUCUUGAAGAUUCUACAGAGACUGCUUAAUCAAUCCCAGUAUCUUCAGUUACCUGUUUUUGCUGUGAACUGUUACAAUAAAAGUAGUUUCUAAACAACUACCUGCCGUUGUGCUGCACUUGGGUCCUACAUCCACACCCCCUGACAGUACAAUCUGGCCAGAAAUGGACCCAGCAGGCAACCCAUCACCCUUGGACCGUCUGACCAAAAUUGAGAGCGUGUUGCAGCAGCAUGAGACCAUGUUGUCUGCUGCAACCUCAGAGGCCAGACAGGCAGCCCAGGCUUAUGAGCAGACCCUCUCUGCAUUAGCUAUAAAAUUACAACAAUUAACAGACUUUAUCACCUCAUCGGCUGCUACCCAGUCCUCACCAGCUACCCCAGCUUUAACCCCAGCUCCAGCUCCAGCUGCACCUCUGUCCUGUGAUGCUCCUUAGCCCCGUGUGGGAGUUCCGGAACGUUAUGAUGGCAGUCCAGAGACUUGUGGCCCCUUCCUGACGAACUGUUCAUUGUUGUUUUCCCUUCAGCCCUGUACCUUUGCCUCAGAGCAGGCAAAGGUCACUUUUACAAUUAACCACCUCACAGGCAGAGCUCGUCUGUGGGGAACUGCUGAAUGGGAGAGACAAUCAGAAGCCUGCUCUUCGUUCCAGUGUUUUGCUCAGGAGCUACGCAAAGUUUCGGCCUGGGGUUUUCCAGAUCAGAGACUGCUCGAGGACUCAUGGGGCUGCAACAGGGGAAACGCACGGUGGCAGACUAUUCAAUUGACUUCCGCACCAGAGCCAGCCUCAGCAGCUGGAAUCCUGCCGCUCUGGUGGACGCCUUUCUCCAUGGCUUGGCUGAAUACAUCAAGGAUGAACUGGUCUCCCAUGAUUUGCCCUCAACACUGGAUGGAGUAAUAGAGCUAGCCAUCCGAAUCGAUCACUGUGUUCAGGCUCGCCGACGGGAGAAACACCAGGCGUCCUCUCAUCAUCCCCGGAGGAACGAGAGCGACGCAGGCGCUCAAACCUCUGCAUGUACUGUGGUCAGGCCAGUCACUUCAAGUUCACCUGUCCAGUAAAAGCCAAGGCUCACCAGUAGUUGGGGAGAUACUGGUGAGUCCUACUUUCGUGCCCUCCCCUCAACCACAGAGACCUCAGCUCAAAGCCCGGUUGCUCCUUCCUGGUGGCUCCCAGUCCCUGCUCACACUCAUAGACUCAGGUGCUGAUGCCUGUAUUAUCGACGAGGGGUUGGUUCAGCAGUUGGGGCUAAAACAGGUUCCUUUACCUCGUCCAAUUCCUGCCCGGGCUCUUGACGGACACAUUCUGGGAACUGUCACGCACCAGACUGUUCAGAUUUCUGUGUUGCUUUCUGGCAACCAUCAUGAGGAGAUUCAGUUCCACAUCCUGAAGACUCCUCAUCAGCCUCUCAUCCUGGGUUACCCCUGGCUUCGUCAGCAUAACCCCAACAUUGACUGGGAGAAGGGAGCUGUACGUGAAUGGGGUCCAUCCUGUCAUCUUCGUUGCUUGAAGCAAGCCUCCUCUCCAAUCCACUCACAUUCCUCCAGUUCACCGCCUGAUAUCUCUGGGGUACCCUCUGAAUACCAUGACCUCAGCCUAGUCUUCAGCAAGGCCAAAGCCACAUCACUGCCCCCUCAUCGACCUUAUGAUUGCGCCAUUGACCUCCUGCCUGGCACAUCUCCACCCAAGGGUCGCCUUUACUCCCUGUCUGCACCUGAAAAAGAAGCCAUGGAAGUUUAUAUUAAAGACUCUCUAGCAGCAGGCAUCAUCCGUCCCUCUUCCUCUCCUGCUGGGGCGGGCUUCUUCUUUGUGGAGAAGAAGGAUACUACUUUGAGGCCUUGCAUCGACUACCGAGGACUGAAUGACAUCACCAUAAAGAACCGCUACCUCCUGCCUCUCAUCUCUUCUGCCUUUGAAUUGCUUCAGGGGGCCACAGUCUUCACCAAGCUAGACCUUCGCAACGCCUACCACCUGGUCCGCAUCAGAGACGGAGACGAAUGGAAGACUGCCUUCAACACUCCAUCGGGGCACUACGAGUACCUGGUUAUGCCCUUCGGCCUCACCAAUGCCCCUGCUGUCUUCCAAGCCCUAAUCAACGACGUUCUUCGAGACAUGCUCAACCGCUGCGUCUUUGUCUACCUCGAUGACAUCCUGAUCUUCUCCAAGACCCUGAGUGAGCAUGUCUACCACGUCCGGGCGGUGCUCCAACGUCUCCUCGAGAACUCACUGUUUGUCAAAGCAGAGAAGUGUGAAUUCCAUGCCCCAUCUGUCUCCUUCCUGGGUUACAUCGUGGCCAAGAAUAGUAUCCAGAUGGACCCAGCAAAGGUGUCAGCUGUCACUUCCUGGCCUGUUCAUGACUCCCGCAAACAGUUGCAGCGUUUCCUUGGUUUUGCCAACUUCUACCGCCGUUUUCAUCCGCAAUUGCAGUUCAGUUGCUGCUCCCCUCACUGCCCUAACCAGCUCCAAAGUGCCAUACCAAUGGAAUCCUGCUGCCAAUGAGGCUUUCAAGAAUCUAAAUCCAUUCUUCAAGUACCAGAUCCCAAUCAGCAAUUUGUGGUGGAGGUGGAUGCCUCGGAUGUGGGGGUCGGAGCUGUCCUCUCACCUGCCACACCUCACCCCUGCCACACCUCCUCAUCAGCACUGAUUCCCCACACCUGUGAGUGACAAGCUGCAGCUCCUCACUGCUGAUUAGCCAGCCAGCAUUUAAGUCACUCUGUGUCCCUCAGUCAGUGCCAGAUGGUCUUCGCAGCAUGCACGACUCUCCAGCAUUAUUUCUUGGAUUGACUUCUCGGUUUCGACUCCUGCCUGUCUCUGACCACGUCUUAUCGUCUCAGCCCUUGGAUCCCCUGUCAAGUUUCUUCGCUCCGGUGAGAACUUCAGGUUUUGCUGUGUUGCUGGCUUCCCGACCUACUGCCUGUCCACGACUAUCCUUUCGUCUGAUCCCUCUGGAGUUAGUCUGCCCCGCUAAUUGUCUGCCUGGAUUCGACCUUGCCUCCGCUUCGACCACGAGCUCAGCCUGCCCCUCGACAGUGCUGCUACACUUCACAAAGACUCUCAGGUGUAGUGUGUUUUCUGUGUGCACUCACCUUUCUGCCUGUUGGACCUGUUACCUGUGGAUCUGUCUCCUGUUGGUCUUGAAGAUUCUACAGAGACUGCUUAAUCAAUCCCAGUAUCUUCAGUUACCUGUUUUUGCUGUGAACUGUUACAAUAAAAGUAGUUUCUAAACAACUACCUGCCGUUGUGCUGCACUUGGGUCCUACAUCCACACCCCCUGACAUCCACAGAAUUUUAAAUUACUUGGAGGGGUUGAAUUCAAGUGAAAGUUUAGUCAACGUCACCUGUGUCAAGUCAACAUCAUGUCCAUAGAGGUCCCUGUAAUUAAAAAAAAUCGCAAAAACCCUAGGCUAUUGACAGUGUAACCAUUAACAGUGUAACUGACUGUAGGAACCUAGACCAAAUUAAUAAACCAGGACCAAGUGUGAACCUGGACUGAGAGACACACCAUUCUUGACUACAUCCUCUGCUGGUUGAGUUGUGUUACUACCAGUGUUGUGCUAGUUUUUCGUCGUAGAAAGGAUUUUUGACCUGGACACAGUUUACAUGUUACAGAAAUGUUGUUUUCCUUUUUGCUCUCGAGUAAUGAAAAUAAUGUGAGUAUCUCCAUGAGGAUAAACUUAUCUUCCCCUUCUCACUUGCCAUCAUGCCGUGACCUGACCUGUCCAGUCCUCCUCAUGGUGCAUGUUUGAUUACGUGUGUGACGCCAGAGGUUGACAAGUGCUUUGUUUUUCCAAUUUAAUUAAACUUCAUUAACUGUUAAAAUGUUACGGGAACUGUGUGCUGUUGUAAAACCUUACCAAAGGGAACAGAGUAAUGCAGUGUUUGGUAAAAGAAAGGGAGUUACUGAAUUUAAAUAAACUACGCAUUACAUUAUAAGUUACUGAAUAAAUUAACCGCAUUACGUGACAGCGUUACUAAUAACGUGUUACUACCCAACACUGGUUACUACAGACAGAGAGCUCAUCAGGUUCAUUUUGUUUUCCCAGCCCUCAUGUUCUGUGUUAGAGUUAUCCACAGCAUUGUGGUAGCCACACAGUAAUUAUGCCUUUCGCUACCUUUAGAUAUUUUAGAGAAAAGAAAAUUUAUUGCAUCUCAACAGGACCUAUUUCUACUGACAGUUUUUUGUUUUUAAAGUGUUGUGUUGUGUUUUUCAGGAAAUGGUUGACUGGUUUAAUGCUAUCAGAGCAGCCAGGUUCCACUACUUACAGGUGGCAUUCCCUGGAGCGAGUGAUGAGGAGGUAAGAGCUUUUGAUCUUACAUUACAGAAAUAUUUAUAG
Xyrichtys novacula (pearly razorfish) is the source of this 79918-nucleotide messenger RNA. The record is from the annotation of a GenBank genome assembly. Lineage: Eukaryota; Metazoa; Chordata; Actinopteri; Labriformes; Labridae.